AUGGACGGGCAGGCGGCGCUGUGCGGCGUCGAGGCGGGCGAAGAGGCGUCGGGGGCGCCCCACUACGACUACAGCCGCAUCGUGGGGCCGCUGCGCGAGCCCGCGGCCCCCGGCCAGAGGACGCGGCGCCCCGGCGGGCCGGCCAACGGCUGCGCCCCCAUCUACGCGGGACACGAGACGGCGGCGCAGAGGUACAACGCUCGUCUCCUGCAGGCCGGUUACGAGCCGGAGAGGUGAGCGGCGCCCGAUUCGGGGAAGCCCCGGGGGGGGGGGGUUCGGGGUGAGAGCUAGUUUCUCCUUCCCCACUAACUCGGGUUGACUAACUCCGGAACCAAUCGCGGUACUUCUGAACUUCGGUUGUUGGCAAAAGGAUCGUUUUAGUUUGGCAGGCGGAACUCAGACAGGCUGCGCACUUGCUUAUUCUGCACCUGGGCGCCAGGUGCGCGUCCACAUGCGCGCUCAGCCCGGUUUUACCCCGCGAGGUGGGCUGGGUGCUGAGUGGGGGCGACUGGCCCCGGGUCGCCCUUGGAGAGCACCAGCCAGCCGUCCCCCCACGUCGUUGCGCUUGCCGUGCCAGGAGAGACGCUCCCAGCUUGGGGCUUCUCUGCUCCUCGGAGGUUCCUGGCUGGCGGGGAUCGACUGGUGGACCUCUGGGUGACCCAAAGUAGAUCAGCAAGGGUUUAUGACUUCCAGUGGCUCAAAACCAUCUGACUGUGCCACAGGGGGUAUAUUUUUAGGGGCUGCACAUUGGGUUUUAAUUGACGUUAAUACCGUAAUUUUUGAGUUUAGCCACCCUGGGACAUCCUGGGGAAGGGUGUGUAAGGAUCUGAAUUAAUAACAUCAACAAUUACAACAGUAGCAACAAGCCGGCUCUUCUGCCUCCCUACGUCAACCAGUUGAAAUGAAUAGAGUUUGGCGGUGUGUGUUGAAAGGGACCCCCUUAGGUCAUCUAGUUCAACCUCCUGCAAUGCAGGAGUCUCAACUAGAUCAUCCAGGGCAGAUGGCCACCCAACCUCUGCUUAAAAACCUCCAAGGAAGAAGAAGAAGAGAGUCUCAAAGUGGCUAACAUUCUCCUUUCCCUUCCUCCCCCACAACAAACACUCUGUGAGGUGAGUGGGGCUGAGAGACCUCAAAGAAGUGUGACUGGCCCAAGGUCACCCAGCAGCUGCUUGUGGAGGAGCAGAGACGGUUCCCCAGAUUACGAGACUACCGCUCUUAACCACUACAGCACACUGGCUCCCACAGCAUCCUGAGGGAGACAUUCCACUGCCAAAGAUCUCUUAGCAUUGGAAAGUCUGUUCCGUAUGUUGAGUCGGAAUCGCACUUCCUGCCCUUUGAAUCCACCGGUUCAGAUCCUUCCCUCUGGAGCAGAAGAAAACAAGCUUGCUCCAUGCUGUGGUCUCACCUCUACACCUUCCCUUCUCCAGGCCCAACCCCAAGUGGGAGCUCCCUUCGGUCCUGACCCUCAAAACAAAUCCCUGGGCUUAGAGAGCUUUCAGUGUCUAUGAUUCAAAAAGAAACAGAGUAGAUGCUGCUGCAGACCUGGAAUCUGCCACUGGCUCCCAAAAUGUUCCUGGAAUCUUGGGACCUCCAGGAGGCCAUGAAGACAUUUGCAACACACCCCCUCCACCACCCAGCCAAGUCAAGAGGUGACCUGGGGGCACCCAGAACCCUGGGCAGGAUCCUGAGGCUCCCCCCUGCCUUGCACAGAGGCAGAGCUCAUCCCACCUAGGUCAGUAUUUUCGGCAUCAGCCUCUCAUGGUCCCUAGAUGUUGCAGGACUUCAACUCCCAUCAGUCCAGCAUGGCUUGUGGUCAGGGAUGCCAGAACAUCUGGGGACCCAAAGUUGAGAAAGGCUCUUCUCCACUCGCUGUCGACAGCAGCUGUCUAGAAUUUCAGGCAGGGGGCCAUAACCAGCCCUGCCUGGAGACAGCAGCACUAUUAGGGCUUGAACCCGGGUCCGUCUCAGUGCAAAGGAAAGGGACCCCUGACCUCCAGGGCCCCUGCCCAGGAUCCUUGUGACGGCCCCUGGUCCCUGCUUCUCGCUUGCACAGCCAGCCCUGUAGGCUCCAGAAAUGCCAGUUUUUGAAGGCUGCCCCAUUUCUUGUCCUGUGAUUCACCUGGGACGCAACUGCCGGGGGAAGUCUUCAUUGUGCAAAAGCCCCAUUGAAAUGACCUGGCAAGCAGCUGACCUGUGGCCUGACCCAGCAGAGCCCUUCUUGUGGACUGGCACAAGCACACAGAACUAGCACUGUGAGGUAAAGGUAAAGGGACCCCUGACCAUUAGGUCCAGUUGUGACCGACUCUGGGGUUGUGGUGCUCAUCUCGCUUUAUUGGCCGAGGGAGCCGGCGUACAGCUUCCGGGUCAUGUGGCCAGCAUGACUAAGCUGCUUCUGGCGAACCAGAGCAGCGCAUGGAAACGCCAUUUACCUUCCCGCCAGAGUGGGACCUAUUUAUCUACUUGCACUUUGACGUGCUUUCGAACUGCUAGGUUGGCAGGAGCUGGGACCGAGCAACAGGAGCUCACCCCGUCGUGGGGAUUUGAACUGCUGACCUUCUGAUCAGCAAGUCCAAGAGGCUCAGUGGUUUAGACCACAGCGCCACCCGUGUCCCAGCGCUGCAAGGUAGGCCACUGUUAUUCCCAACAGAAGGUGAGCUACCUGCAGCAGCUACACAGGUGUGUGUGUGCGUGUGUGUGUCUGUGUGUGUGUGGCCAGCUGAAACGGGAAUCAUCAUGGAAGGGAAAUCUCUGCAUGUGGUGUGGAGUGUGUGUUGGUCCCUGUGAGCACAUCUGGGCAAUAGCAAUAAAAAUAAUGUUCAUCGAUAUCCUGUGUUUUCCCCAGACCAGGAACAAAGGCGGCCUCCACAAAUGCGGCCUAGGACCCUCGUACCUACGGGACCGCCUCUCCUGGUCUGCCCCACAGAGGACCUUAAGGUCUACAAAUGACAACACUUUGGAGGUCCCAAGUCGCAAGGUGGUUAGAUUGGUCUCCACUAGGGCCAGGGCCUUUUCAGCACUGGCCCCGACUUGGUAGAACGCUCUGUCCCAAGAGACCAGGGUCCUGCGGGACUUGACAUCUUUCCGCAGGGCCUGCAAGAUGGAGCUGUUCCACCUGGCCUUUGGUUUGGACUCAGUCUGACCCUUAUGUUUCCCUCCCCUUAUGGUUUUGAUCUAUGGGCUACUUUUAAAAUGAGGCUGCAUUUUAAAUUGCAUUUUAACUUGUAUUUUAACUUGGUUUUCCUUUCUCUCCUAUUAUGUUUUUACUGUGAUUUUAUUGGUGUUAGCCACCCUGAGCCCAGCUCUGGCCAGGGAGGGCGGGGUAUAAAUAAAAUUUAUUAUUAGUAGUAGUAGAAAUCAAAACAACACAGAUCAAAUGGGGAAGACUAAAAUCAUACUUUGAAAUACAGUGGUAUCUCGGUUUACAAACUCAAUCCGUUCUGGAAGUCUGUUCUUAAACCAAAACUGUUCUUAAACCGAGGUGCGCUUUGCCUAAUAGACCUCUCGCCGUCUGUGCCCUUCCACCAUUCGGAUUCCGUUUGUAGACCGAGGUAAAGUUCUCAGAUUGGGACACUACUCCCGGUUUUGCAGAGUUUGUAAACCAAAUUGUUAAGAACAGGACUGUUCUUAAACCGACGUACCACUGUAGAUGCAACUAAACUAUAACAGGAUUCAAACAAUAAAAAAAACAGGUUGCUGACAGGAGAGAGGCCUCGUCCCGAAGAGGUCAAGAGGGCGCUUGAGGGGUAAGGUGACCUCACAGGUAAACUGGUCCCCAGUUGUGAUGAUGCCAUGGAGCAAAUCACUGAUCCAACCCGUUUACUGAAAGGCCAGCUGGUUCACCAGGAGGCAAAUAAUAAUAAUAAUAAUAAUAAUAAUAAUAAUAAUAAUAAAUUUUAUUUAUACCCUGGCCUCCCCAGCCAAGGCCAGGUCAGCGCGGCUAACAAGCAAUAAUAAAAACAAGUUGAAUGAAUACAACUUAAAAACAAGAUUAAAAUGCGACAUUAAAACAUUAAAAUGCAGCCUCAUCACAGGAGGAGAAAGGAAAAAGAAAGAGGGGGAGGGAAUCAAAUUUAUUCCAAGCCAAAGGCCAGGCGGAACAACUCUGUCUUACAGGCCCUGCGGAAAGAAAUCAGAUCCCGCGGGGCCCUGGUCUCAUGAGACAGAGCCUUCCACCAGGUCGGAGCCAUCACUGAAAAGGCCCUGGCUCUGGUUGAGGCUAAUCUGACUUCCUUAGAGCCUGGGACCUCUAGGGUGUUACUAUAUAUGGACCUUAAGGUCCUCCGUGGGGCAUACCGGGAGAGGCGGUCCCGUAGGUACGAGGGUCCUAGGCCGUGGCUUAAGAGAGCGCUGGCAUAGAUAGUGUGGGGGCACCAAAGGGAGAAGGCGUAGAGGCCUGGGCUGCAGGAAGAAUCUGAGCCGCUUUCCAGGGGUGAGGAUCCCCAUAGAAGGGCUGGGGCCCAAGGUCCUCAGCCAGGAACUGGGAAUGACCCCAAAGGGGCUGGGGGCUGAGGCUCUGGAGCUGAGGCUCCAUGGUGAAUCUAAAGGCUGCCUAAGCUGGGUGGGUGACGAUUAUGAUUUAAUUUUUCCGCAAGUCUCCAUCUGCUCAGCAGAGACCCUGGGUGACCCCGGGGUGGGAGCUCUUUUCGGGCGGCUGCUCGGGGGCUAGUUAUCUGCCUUUGGCCUAAAGUGUCUGAGCUCUUACGUAAUGACUUUUAAAGGCUUAAUAUGAAUUUGGCAGGUGCUCAUCUGAUCUGCGUAGCAUCUGCCGGCGGUGGGGAGGGGGUGGGCGUUGGGUUUUGCUGGCGGCACUCGUGUGCCGAAUCAGAGGGGCUGAAAACCUUCGCCUUAAGCUUGUGGAAGGCAGGAAACCCCCUUGGGUCAGGUCCAGCUGAGCUGUCUGAAUGAUGGGUGCCCAGGGGCUUUCCAGAGCUCAGGAGGACCCGCAAGGGAUGCGCGAGACCCAGCCUGUCCCCAUACCGCCACUGCUGCAGAGAGUAGGGCCAUGAGAAGAGCCUGGCUGCCGGAUCCAGCCGGUGGCUCAACACAGUUCUCGCAGUAGCCAGCCAGAUGUCUCUACUGGGAAACCUGCAAUCGGAACCUGAGCAGAAAAGCACUAUGCUGCCAUUUCCUGUUAUUCGGGAUCAUUGGUGCCUCUUCACUGCGGAGGCAGAGUGUGGGCGUCGUGGCGAGGAGCCAGCCAGAGACCCUCUCCCCCCUUGAAAGAGGGGGCCUCUCUUCCACCUGCCCUGCCUGCUCAAACCUGCUUUGCAGGGUUCCUGAGCCCCACAAAGCACAGAGGACAGCAGGAUGGGAGCAGGAGAAUCGACUCCGGCCGUCUACAGCGCUCUGAGGUCCUCAGCUAUUGUCUGUCGAAAGGUAGCUGAGGCGGAAAGCAGCUCAUCUGGGCUGGCCUUGGGCUUGACCCAUCGAGGGCAGACAAGUGGAUUGGGCCCCAGUGUAGCAAAACAGCAAGCGCUCCAGGGCUUCAGGCAGGGGGGGGUCUGCUCCUAGCCCUGCCAUGGAGAACUGAACCUGCGAGCUUCUGCAUGCCUAUUAUUAUUAUUAUUAUUUUAUUAUUAUUUUCAUCUAAAGAUCACAGGGUGGUUCAAUCCUGAGAUAGCCUUCAGUAUACACAGCAAUCCUCAGAUAGCAGCCAGCGGCAAACAGCUCUUCCUCAAGUUCUUUGCAGGACUGAACUGGGGGGUUUUUUGGAGGGAAAAGAGACCUAGCAGACCCUCCUGCCUUUGACAAUGGAAAACCAGGAGGGCGACCAGGGGAUGGAGUCCACCAGCGCCUGCAAGGAUUAUGUUAUCUAUUCUCCAUGAGGUCUGGCGACAUGCCCCGCCCCAGAACCAUUCUAAGCAAGCAUUUCCUUGUCCCUUUCUUGGCACUUAAGGUGUCGAAUGCACAGCUCACUUCAGUAACUUUGUAAAAAGCCCGGAAUUUAUUUGGAGCUGCGUAAAUCGGUGAGGUCCAGUUCCUCGAUGUCAGACGCUGGAAUGCUAACAAGGCCUGUUUCUGGGUAGAUCAACAGGAGCUUAUAGCUGCGUAAGUGGGGAGGCAGAAAGAGAAUAUCUACUGCCCAGUGGAAGACUGUGAGGUUACCAUGGACUUGCCAAUGCACACAAACUCAUGCUUCUUCUGGCUGUGCUUUCCACACACGUUAAGAGAACCAGGGCAGGGCAUUGGCUUCUGCGGACCCCUCCGGAAACGCUGCCUACCUUUUUCUGGCGCACCCUUGCCCCGCAAAGCUGCUCCUGGCUAUUUCUGCCACAGGAUAGAGGAGUGACGUUGGAGACCUUAAUCUCCGAGGCAGCAAAUGCUGCUAAUUGUGGCCUGGCUGCGAUGGGCUGAGCAGAGACAGCAGGGAAGAGGCAUAUCCGGGGCGGCCCCAGCUGCUGCUCCCCCUGGGCAAAGGUGGGGCGCCUCCCUCUUCCCAUGCCCCCUGACCUCUGGGCUGCUUGGAGGGCUUCCGUUUCCUGCCCAUAGACUGCCUGUCUUGGGCUGACUUGGGAAAGUGAUCACCAAUCCCGGUUAUUCCAGGACACGACAGUCAAGGCUUUUAGUCUUGCUUCAGAAGGACAUGGCAACGUCCGAUUCACUCCCUUGAUCUUGUGAACAAAUGUCUCUUUUUUAAAGAUAUUGUAUUGUAUAACUGGGAUGCGGAUGGCACUGUGGUCUAAACCACUGAGCCUAGGGCUUGCUGAUCAGAAGGUCAGCGGUUCGAAUCCCUGCAACGGGCUGAGCUCCGGUUGCUCGGUCCCUGCUCCUGCCAACCUAGCAGUUCCAAAGCACGUCAAAGUGCAAGUAGAUAAAUAGGUACCGCUCCGGCGGGAAGGUGAACGCCGUUUCCGUGCGCUGCUCUGGUUCGCCAGAAGCGGCUUAGUCAUGCUGGCCACAUGACCCGGAAGCUGUACGCCGGCUCCCUCAGCCAAUAAAGCGAGAUGAGCGCCGCAACCCCAGAGUCAGUCACGACUGGACCUAAUGGUCAGGGGUCCCUUUACCUUUACCUUAUUGUAUAACUACAUUAGUAUAUAAAUCUUAGAUUUCUAAAUAAUUUCACUAUAUAUAAGAUAAGAUCUAAAUCAGUCCAAGAACAUUUAUUGUAAGAUUUCUUUUUCUUUUUCCAUUUUCCUUUUUCUGUUUGUUUGUUUGUUUAUGUUUUUUGCUAAUAGUAAUAAAAAAAGAAUAGGGUGGUCCUUGGAGAUCAGGGAGCGUCUUGCCUCCCUUCUUCCAAUUUGGACCAGACAGCUUCCAAUCCCUUCAGAUCCCAAGCAGUUUACCCCCCAAAGUGGUGGUCCCGUCAGGACUUGGGGCCCCACGGAGAUCAGGUCAAAGGAGGGAACUAGUGGGAUGACCAGCCAGGUUGCCUCCAUAGUAAUAGGUCACCAAGAGCUUAGCUGCUGCCCCUGCAUUGCAGGGGGUUGGACUAGAUGACCCCUGAAGGUCCAUCCCAACUCUACAGCUCUGCGAUUCUGUGAGCUGUGCUGCAAAAGUUUCCAGGUAGAACAGAAGCCCCUUGAAGAUUUGCCCACAUUUCACAUUUCUCAAUUUUGCAUCUGAUACCCGUCUCAGAAUUUGAACGGUUUGGACUAGAUUUGGUCCGGCUUUCGGGUAAGGUGGGUGGGCUCAGGAACUGUCAAAUGCCAUCAAAUGCCGCUCACUGCCUGUCAGUUGUCAGUCAAAAGCAAUAAUCCCAAACGCCACCUAGUGUUAAAUAACAUUGUGUCCAUUGCACACACAUUUGGCAAAUACCGUAUUUUUCACUCCAUAAGACACACCUAGUUUUUAGAGGAGGAAAACAAGGGAAAAAAAUAUUCUGAACGGAACAGUGGAUGUAUGAUUUUCGUGGUUCAUGCUGUGGACAAAGACAUGGGAUCUGAUGGUGAAUUUGGGGUGACCCAAUGCAAAAAUCCUGAGGAUCCAUUUGGAUCCAUGCUUUGUCACCAUGUUUUUGUGCCAUUGCAGCCCCACGCAACAGCAGGUGUGUGAUUUUUUGGGUGCAUGCUGAAGCUGUGGACAUGCUAUGUGAUCUGAUGGUGAAUUCGGGGUGACCCAGUGCAGAAAUCCUGAGGAUCCAUGGGCUUUUACCUCCCCCCUCCCAGGCAGCCUCCGCUGGCAUCCCUUAUCUCUCUCCCGAUCCCACCAAUCAGCUGUUUCCUUUCAACACUCCCUUCCCUCCCUUAGUGUCUUUUCCUUAGCUGGAGCAGUUUUUUGCUCCUCCUUUUCUUCUAAUUUCUCUCCUUAUUGGUUUAGUCUUCCUGUUUCCCCUCUUUGCAAGUUUGCUGUCUUUCCCUCCCCCCCUCCCAGGCAGCCUCCUUUAUCUCAAGUGUCCCUUAUCUCUCUCCCCAAUCGGCAAAUGAUCAUCGGCUUUGUUUCAACACCCACUUCCCUCUUUCAAAAAAGAGAGCAUGAUCUGCUUUUUGCCCCUGGGCAAUUCGGCUCCAGGGACCAUGUAUUCGCUCCAUAAGAUGCACAGACAUUUCCCCUUACUUUUUAGGAAGAAAAAAAUGCGUCUUAUGGAGCGAAAAAUACGGUAUUCGGCAAACGAAAUCAAUGAAGCAUCUGAGAGAGGAGGCCUUAUGGUAAUGGGCACAUAGAUGGACUCCCCCAGGAGGCAGCAAUGAUCCCCAAUUGGGAUGGCUAUAAAACAGGAUUAGGCCCAUUCGCAGAGGAGAGGGAUGUCAGUGGCUCUUGGCCAGAAUGGCUCUGCUCUGACCUCUAAGGUCAGAGGCAGCGGUGCUUCUGAACACCAGCUGUUGGAAACCGCCGGGGGGAGAGUGUGGCUCUUGUGCUCAGAUCCUGCUUGCGGGUUUUCCACCAUGGGCAUCUGGUUGGCCCCUAGGUGACCCAGUAGCCUCUUCUCAAGCGCAUGUCUGGGAACGAGGGCCGGCUAGCUGGCUGGCAGGCUCACCCGCCUCUGCUGCCGUAAGAGAGGCUUCCUUCUCCGGCACGAAAACAAGGCUAGCUGCCAUGGGGCUGUUUUCCUGCUUGCCUCUCCUGGGGCAUAAUUAACUGGGCCAGGCUGCUCUGGGCACUGGGGAGCUGCCUGCCUGCAGCUGUACAGAAGCCUCAGCCGCGGGCGCAGGCUGGCAGGGGAGCUGGAACAGGGAAACUCUCUUUCUGCUCCUGCAGUGUGAGAGGAGGGCUGGAGAAGCGGAUCAGAAGAGCCUGUUGGAUCAGACCAAAGGGCUCUCAUCUAGCCCAGCACCCUGGGAAAUCUGUAUGCAAGAUUUGAGCAUAAUAAUAAUAAUAAUAAUAAUAAUAAUAAUAAUAUUUUAUUUAUAUCCCACCCUCCCCAGCCGAAGCCAGGCUCAGGGCAGCUAACAACAGUAAAGUAAUACAGCAUUCUAAAAUCAAUUCGUUAUAAAAUCAGUUCAUAUCAAAUCAAUGGCAACCAUUGGGCUGGAGUUCUGUGAGUUUUACUGAAGGGGGGGUCAGGCUGUGCCUUGGCCAAAGGCCUGGUGGAACAGCUCUGUCUUGCAGGCCCUGCGGAAAGAUGUCAAGUCCUGCAGGGUCCUAGUCUCUUGUGACAGAGCGUUCCACCAAAUCGGGGCCACGGCCAAAAAAGCCCUGGCUCUUUUUGAGGCCAGCCUAAGCUCCCUGUGGCCCAGGAUCUCCAAGAUGUUUUUGCUUGAAGACUGUAAGGUCAUCCGUGGGACAUACCAGGAGAGGGGGUCCUGUGGGUACGAGGGUCUUGGCUGUAUAGGGCUUUAAAGGUUAAAACCAGCACCUUAAACCUGAUCCUCUACUCCACCGGGAGCAAGACUCUCCCCUCCUGCCAUCUCUGGCAUUCAGAAGCAUUGCUCAGUCCGACUGCGGAAGCAGAGCUGAGCCAACAUGUCUAGGAGCCAUCAAUAGCCUCUCUCCUCCUCCCUGAAUUUGUACAACCCUCCUUUGAAGCCACCCAAGUUGGUGGCAGUCCCUGCCUCCGGUGGGAGGGAGUUCCACAGGUUAACUGUGCACGUGGUUUGUGCCAUGCACAGGUCGACCCUCAACGACACCUCAUUGGUACUUUGGGAGGAAAGAUCCUGGCCAUCGCGGCUGGGCUGGGCUUCCCCAGCAGGAGGAAGCAAUGUUUCUGAAUGCCAGUUGCUGGAAACGACAGGGAUGUGUGAGUUACUCUUGUGCUCAAAUCCUGCUUCUGGGCUUCCCAUAAUGGGCACCUGGCUUGCCACUGUGGGAACAGAAUGCUGGACUAGAUGGGCCUGAUCCGGCAGGGUUUUCCUUGUGUUCUUAUGGAACCUGCAGGGCCAGGGGCAGUCUAUCUUGAUCCCUGGAGGUAUUUGGCCACUGUGAUGACCGGAUGGGCUGGUCAAGCAGCAAACUCUUCUCCUAUGUCCCAGCCAGAAGCUGUGACCUGGCCAGGUGGGCUCACCCUCUUUCCUCCUUCCUAAAAAUUGCAGCCAGGGAUUUGCGCCUAAUGGGAAGUGGCGCCUAAUGGGAAGUGGCCCCCAACCAGAUUCUGCCGCCUGCAAGCCUGCCCCCAGGGCCUGAGAGGCUGGCUGCCUUUCCCCCUGGCUCUCCUGGACCUUUCAAGACCCGCCUGGCAAGAGGACGGGGAUUCGGUUACCAUAAUUCUUGAAGAUUGACGAGGUGAAGUGGCCACAUGCGGGGUGAGGCGAUCUCGUAGGCAAACUGGUCCCAGGGGCUCAGAUCUCUGAGCGCAGGUGUUACAGACUGAGGAGACCUCGCUGCUGUCAGCAAUCGGGUUGCAGCAUCCCACACUCGCUGCACUGAGGUGUGAGGACAGCCCUACCCAGAGAACAAAGGAAAGAACCUCAGGCAGAGGCCUCAUUCAGAAGACGCCGUGUGCGUCUUCUGGUGAAGCUGGAUCCUGACUCCCAUGAUACAUUCGACGAAGGGGAGAGAUGAGAGUCCAGGAAAGUUGAUGCUGCAAUAAAUUGCGCUGUCCCAAGAGGGACGGCUUUGUUGUUCUUCCUGCCAAAGACUCAAAGACAACGUUUCUGCAAAUGGAAAGGAUGCGUUUCUGCAGGCGAAGUGCUGCCCCCCGGAGCAGGGAUCUCUGCCCAGCAAGCAUCUUGCCAGAGGAGAACGGAUUCAACAAAAGGCUCCUGUGAUCCCAGGGUCCUCAGAGGAGGCUGCCUGCUCUGUCUCUGCAUGAUUCACCAUUCUGGGCUGGCCUCCCCAGCCUGUCCCACCCAGGCUGCGCUUGACGCAGACGAUUCUGCUGUUUCCCUGGAGCGGGUGAAACUGGCUCAUUUUGCCGAUCACUCCCCAUGGAGAGGCACAGCCCAGUUAUCUGAAGAAGCCACGUCCAGGUUGGGGAUGCACACAGAGACACAACGGGGUGAUGGUGAACUCCUCUGAGAGAAAUUCUCAAUGUAGUCUUUUUGUUGGGGUGCAAGCUGAGGGGGAUGGACACACAGCUUCACUUUAAAUUCCAAAUCAAAAGAAGCAAAAAUUCAACCCUGGCUUGAGUCAUUCAUUCAUUCAUUCAUUCAUUCAUUCAUUCCAGGAUCUAUCCCGUCUUUUACAAGUGUUUGAAGGCAGCUAAGAAUAAAGAAUUAAAACCACCUCACAGCACGACAAUAGACAUAAGGGAAGUAGCAGCAAGGCAGCGCCCUGGGAGGAGGGAACUGGCAGCCAUGAAUACAAUUCUCUAGUUUAAAAGUCGGGAUGAACCUCAUUAAAAGGAAACAUUAGAAAAGAUUUAUCAUGGGGGGGGCAGCCCCCCGCCACUCUGCACGCUUAAAGUGUGGGUCAUAAUGGAGUCACCAGCAAGAGCUUCAAUAAAAGGAGGCGCCCAGAGCAAAGCUGGAGGAUAUAAAUGAGGAAACCAUUAAAAAUGGCCAGCGAAGCUUUGCAAACUCUUCUCCCAUCCCACUUUCCCCCUUUAAAGGAACUUUUUAGCCCAGAAAAAAACACAGCUUGUUCUGUGGAAACCAAACAGGGAACAUUUCUCCACCUUUCCAUGCCCUGCUUAUUUCAGGCUGCCAGCCAAGUCAGGCCGGUAAAGAACCAUAAAAUUGUAGAGUUGGAUGGGACCCCUGAGGGUCAUCUAGUCCAACCCCCGGCAAUACCGAGAUCACAACCAAAGCAUUCCUGGCAGAUGGCUACCCAACCUCUGCUUAAAAGCCUCCAGCAUCCCCUUCUGAAGCAGCAGCCCUGCAGAGACAACUCUUAAUCUCAGGGACAUGGGUUCGAGCCCCACUUCGGGCAAAAGAUCCCUGCAUUGCGCUGCGUUGGACUAAUAAUAAUAAUAAUAAUAAUAAUAAUAAUUUAUACCCCACCCUCCCUGGCCAAGGCCAGAUGAUCCUUGGGUCCCUUCCCACUGUAUACCUGGAGGAGUGUCUCCACCUCCAUCGUUCUGCCCGGACAUUGAGGUCCAGUGCUGAGGGCCUUCUGGCGGUUCCCUCCCUGCAAGAAGCCAAGUUACAGGGAACCAGGCAGAGGGCCUUCUCGGUGGUGGCACCCGCCCUGUGGAACCCCCUCCCAUCAGAUGUCAAAGAAAUUAACAACUAUCUGACAUUUAGAAGACAUCUGAAGGCAGCCCUGUUUAGGGAAGCUUUUAAUGUUUAACAGACUACUGUAUUUUAAUACUUUGUUGGAAGCCACCCAGAGUGGGUGGGGAAACCCAGCCAAAUGGUCAGGGUACAAAUAAUAAAUUAUUAUUAUUAUUAUUCCCCUCUCCAGUGACUGGGCAAUUGCAAUUGCACUGGGGAAACCGGCUGGUGGAACUCAGUGCAAGUGGGCCUGAGGUUCCCCGUCUGGCCACUGGAGGGCAGCAGAGGCAUCCUCUUUCGUUUGUCCUGCUACGGACUUUGGGGUGGGGUCCCUGGCAUGGUUGGCAUUCCUGGGGCACAGCAGCCAAGGGCAGCUUCUUGCCUCUUCAAGUCUUCAGGUGCCAGCUGCCCACUGCAGAGGCUGCAGAGCUUCUACCGGGCCAGCUUCAAGGCGUUACUUACUCCUGGUAUAGGAAGUGCUUAACAACUCGGGACCAGUUUAGCCCACCAGCGGCCACUGGACCACCUGUAGAACUGGCCCUCUUACAGGGGCCACACAAAACCCCACUCCGCAUUUGUGAGAGCGCAAACCUUUCGUGUUUACCCUUUGGAACUCCCUGCCUAUGGAUAACAGGCAGGCACUGUCAGAAGGUUCAUGUCUGCUGGCUACAAACCUGCUAUGUUUUUAUUUUUUUGCUAAGGACAAAAAUGAGAGAAAACCCCGCAAUGAAAGCCCUCUCUUUGGAGCAGGAACUGCCCUGAAAAUGAGGUACAAUUUAGAGGUUGCCCAUUGAUAUGGCUGCAGCAAUAAGGAGGGGAGACAUUGCAAGGAGGAAGCUGUUAAUCAACAUUGCAGGAGACCCUGAGCAAACAGGCCGGGAGGGGCAUGCGCUGCUGUUUUUAACCCAGUGUCUGCAGAGGGACGGCCAUCCGAAUCGUCCUGCCAGAUGCAAUCCUUCCAGGAAAGACAGGGUACCCUCCAUUCUGCCCUGGUCAGACUUCACAAAGACUCCAGGUCUGGGCACUACGGUUGUAGGGAGGGGAAUUCAGGGGGGCAGUUGCCCCCCAUCAAGUACGGUAAAUAAAAAAAAGAAGUACUUAACUAAUUGACCAAUUGCAUCGCAGGUAACUCGGUUAUGCCCCUACAAUAAAGCCUGCCCCCCUAAAAUAAACCCCGGCUAUAGGUAAAAAAGGGGACGCGGAUGGAGCUGUGGGUUAAACCACAGAGCCGAGGACUUGCCGAUCAGAAGGUUGCCGGUUCAAAUCCCUGCAACGACGGGGUGAGCUCCCGUUGCUCCGUCCCUGCUCCUGCCAACCUAGCAGUUCGAAAGCACGUCAAAGUGCAAGUAGAUAAAUAGGUACCGCUCCAGCGGGAAGGUAAACGGCGUUUCCGUGCGCUGCUCUGGUUCGCCAGAAGCGGCUUAGUCCUGCUGGCCACAUGACCCGGAAGCUGUACGCCGGCUCCCUCGGCCAGUAAAGCGAGAUGAGCGCCGCAACCCCAGAGUCGGUCACGACUGGAUCUAAUGGUCAGGGGUCCCUUUACCAUUUACCUUUAUAGGUAAAAAGGCAAAGGACCCGUGGACGGUUAAGUCAGGCCAAAGGCGACUAUGGGGUUGUGGCGCUCAUCUUGCUUUCAGGCCGUGGGAGUCGGUGUUUGUCCACAGACAGCUUUUCCGGGUCAUGUGACCAGCAGGACUAAACUGCUUCUGGUGCAACGGGACACCGUGAUGGAAACCAGGGCGCAUUUUACCUUCCCGCCACAGCAGUGGCAACGGACAGGGCAACGGGAGCUCACCCCGUUACAUGGAUUUGAACCACCAACCUUCUGUUCUGCAAGCCCAAGAUGCUCAGUGGUUUAGACCACAGUGGCACCUGCAUCCCCUAUGCACAUGCUGGGCGCCACAAUUUAAGAAGGAUGUUGACAAGCUGGAAGGUGAGCAGAGGAGGGCGACCAAGAGGAUCCAGGGUCUGGAAACCAAGCCUGAUGAGGAAUGGUUGAAGGAGCUGAGUAUGUUUAGCUUGGAAAAGAGGCGUCUGAUAAGUGAUAUGACGGCCUUCUUCAAAUAUUUGUGGGGCUGCCCCACGGAAGAUGGAGCAAGCUGGUUUUCGGAUGCUGCACGGGGGAGGACCCAAACCAACAGAUCCAAAUGAGGAACGAACCCUGAGGAAGAACUUUCUGCUGGCGAGAGCUGUUUGACAGUAGAAUGGACUCCCUUCGAAGGUGGUGGACGCUCCUUCCUUGGAGGUUUCUAAGCAGAGGUUGGAUCCUGUAGCUGAGAUUCCUGCAUUGCAGGGGGUAGACUAGGUGACCCUUGGGGUAUUUCAUGAUUCUAUGAUGGCAGAAAGAUUUUUCUUGGCUUGCAAACAGUAUCCCUGAAGGAGCGUCUCCACCCCCAUCGUUCAGCCUGGACACUGAGGUCCAGCUCCGAGGGCCUUCUGGCGCUUCCCUCCCUGUGAGAAGUGAAGCUACAGGGAACCAGGCAAAGGGUCUUCUCGGUGGUGGCGCCCGCCCUGUGGAACGCCCUCCCAUCAGAUGUCAAAGAAAUUAACAACUAUCUGACUAGAAAUAAAUAAAAAAAAUGUCCAGUAGCACCUUAGAGACCAACUGAGUUUGUUCUGGGUAUAAGCUUUCGUGUGCAUGCACACUUCUUCGGAUACGUGCACACAAAAGCUUAUACAGUGGUACCUCGGGUUAAGUACUUCAUUCGUUCCGGAGGUCUGUUCUUAACCUGAAACUGUUCUUAACCUGAGGCAUCACUUUAGCUAAUGGGGCCUCCCGCUACCGCCGCACCACUGGAGCACGAUUUCUGUUCUCAUCCUGAAGCAAAGUUCUUAACCUGAAGCACUAUUUCUGGGUUAGCGGAGUCUGUAACCUGAAGCGUAUGUAACCUGAAGUGCAUGUAACCCAAGGUACCACUGUACCCAGAACAAACUUAGUUGGUCUCUAAGGUGCUACUGGACAAUUUUUUUAUUUAUUUCGACUGCGUCAGACCAACAUGGCUACCUACCUGAAUCUAGAAUCAUGACUUUUAGAAGACAUCUGAAGGCAGCCCUGUUUAGGGAAGUUUUUAAUGUUUGAAGUUUUAUUUUGUUUUUAAUGUUUUGCUGGAAGCCACCCAGAGUGGCUAGGGAAACCCAGCCAGAUGAGAGUAUAAAUAAUAAUAAUAACAAAGAUACCGUAUUUUUCGCCCUAUAGGACGCACCGCCCCAUAAGGCGCACCUAGUUUUUUGGGGGGGAAAUAAAGGGGAAAAAAUUAUUCCCCCCCAGGCGCGGGGCUGGGGUGGGGGAAGCCCGAGCUUCCCCCGACCCCAGCCCCCAAACAGGCAGCUCUCUGCAAGCUGUGGGAGCCCAGUGCUGGCUCCCGCUGCUUGCGGAGAGGUCCGUGAAGCCUAGAUGCGCUGAGCUCAGCGCGCACAGGCUUCAGCAUGCAGGCAACUCUCCGCAAGCAGCGGGAGCCCAGCGCUGGGCUCCCACUGCUUGCGGAGAGGUGUGCGAAGCCUGCAUUCGCCCCAUAGGACGCACACACAUUUCCCCUUCAUUUUUGGAGGGGAAAAAGUGCGUCCUAUAGGGCGAAAAAUAUGGUAAUUUCCCCCAAGCAGAGCCAGGCGUUCAAGACAGAAGUCGAGGCAAGGCCCUGGAGCAGAAGGAGCCCAAAUCACUCUCCCUCUGUAUCGAUUCUGCUGCCUCCUUUUGGCCACAGUGACCCAUGAACCCCAAAAUGUAGUUGGACGCGGUUCUGCUGAACUGGCAAAUGGACUUCUGGUGCCUUUGCUCUUGGGGGGACGGCAGAGCACAUCAGCCUUAGGCAGGGAGGCCAAAUCUCACAUUCCUGGCCAAGAGACCCCUCAGGUGUCUCUAGGGCUUCCCCUUUGAGCAUCAGUUCCACUCCAAAAGCGGCUUUCAGUGCCAGGGGUCACCCCAAGAAGGAAAGAAAGAGAACGGCCUCUGAGGAUGCACAGAGUGCAUUGGUGUCACUGCUGAGCACACGCAGCCAGGGUGUACACACUGAAAGUUGUGGCUGCAUUAAGAAGCAGCGCCUCCCCUUGCAGGAUCAAGCCCCUUUGACAAGGGGUGCUGAGCCCAGGAGCGGCUGGCCUGAGGACCAGGCACGCAAUCUGCCUGCCUCGACUUCUCCCUCGAACUCGGGACUCUCCUCGGGGGACAUAAAUGAAACUCCUGUUUGCAAGCCAAGAAAAACCUUGUGCUUUGGACCUGACCAGCUUUUCCUGGCUGGGAAAAAGUGUGAUAGCAGUUUGGUAGGGGAAGGUCAGGGCAGCCCAGGAAGCUUCUCCCAAAAAGAACCAUCGUGGUUUGCAAGAGUUUGAAAUGGAAAUUAAAUGCAAACCACACGGGCAGAAUUUGCUCGCCGGAUUGAUUUCACUUCCUCUGAUAUUUUCAUACGGAUGGAAAGGAGUCAGGGGAAGAGCUGGCUUGAGUCACGGGUUCGAGAUCCGAGUCCCAAGGUUUUUCUCUGUCCCCCGUGGUUUCCUUUUUGCAGUCAGACUCAGGGUGGUUUCCUUGACCACAGGAGCAGAGCUGCCUUCUGCUACCAGACCAUCGUGUUUGGCUGCAGUGAGUGCAGGAUGCUGCAGCAAAAGUGCUGACAGGGCGAGGCCUUGCCAGCACAGAACACCUGGGCUGCUCAGAUGGGCUGCCAAUUUGCUACCCCAGAUGUGCCCAUGCGGCUGCUAGAAUCGGUGGAACUGGCAUUGCUACAGGUGACCCAUAAUCCCCCGUCCGCAUUUGUAAGAACUCAGUCGCCUCCCCUUUGGAACUCCUCGCCUAUUGAGAUCAAGCAUCGUUCGCCUUUGGGCACCUGCUGAAAGCACUCUUGUUUAGACAAGCCCGCCCAGAUGUUUAGAAACUCGAUGUGUGGUUUAAUCUAAAGGUGAAGGGACCCCGGACCAUUAGGUCCAGUCGUGGCCGACUCUGGGGUUGCGGCGCUCAUCUCGCUUUACUGGCCGAGGGAGCCAGCAUACAGCUUCCGGGUCAUGUGGCCAGCAUGACUAAGCCGCUUCUGGCGGACCAGAGCAGCGCACGGAAACGGCGUUUACCUUCCUGCUGGAGCGGUACCUAUUUAUCUACUUGCAUUUUGUGCUUUUGAACUGCUAGGUUGGCAGGAGCUAGGACUGAGCAAUGGGAGCUCACCCUGUUGUGGGGAUUCGAACCACCGACCUUCUGAUCGGCAAGCCCUAGGCUCUGUGGUUUAACCCACAGUGCCAUCCGCGUCCGUGGUUUAAUCUACUUUUAGCCUAUUAUUAGUUCCACUUUUGAAAGUUUUAAAAUAAUUGCUGUUAACUUUUCUUACGAAUACUUUUAUUAUCGUUUUCGGAAGCCGCUCAAGUCCCUGCCUCCCCCCCGCCCCAGCUCCACCUUAAAGACGAGAGGUGUAUAAUUUUAUGGGAUGAGUAAUAAAUUGAUCCAUCCAGCUCAGUAGAGCCUACUCUGACUGGCAGUGAAUUUUCCAAGCAGGGAAUUUCCCCCAGCCCUGACUGGAGACCCCCUGCCGCUGGGAGUUGCAGCUGGGGACCUUCUGCAUGUGGGGCAGGUGUCCUCUCCCUGAGCCAUGGCCCUUUCAAAGGGCGGCCGGAUCCUGCUUGUGGGUCUCCCAGAAUGGGCAUCUGCUUGGCAACUUUGAGAACAGGCUGUUGCACAAGAGGGGCCACUGGCAGGAUCCAGCCCGGGGCUAUUCUGACGUCUGUAAAUGAAAUUAAAGGGAUUCUUGAAUGGCGGCAAGUUCUGAAAUCAUGUGAGGAAGGAAUUUAGCUGCAGAGGAAGCCAGUCUGGAAUAAUUCAGCACCUCGUGGUCAAUUAGGCCAAUUAACUGCACGGAGAUCCUGGCCUCUCCACAAGCGCAUGACUUGAGCGCAGGAAAGCAUAAUAAUAAUCACAAGAACCAUGAAAUUGUAGAGUUGGAAGGGACACCCAAGGGUCACCCAGUCCAAUCCUGGAUUUAGUGGGAAUCUCCUUUCUUGUAACUUGAAGCCAUGGGUUCGAGUCCUACCCUCCACAGCAGGAGAGAACAAGUUUGCACUGGCCUCCACCCGAUAUUAGGUGAUGGCUACCAUGUCGCUUGGGACGCGGGUGGCGCUGUGGGUUAAACCACAGAGCCUAGGGCUUGCCGAUCGGAAAGUUGGCGGUUCGAAUCCCUGAGACGGGGUGAGCUCCCGUUGCUCAGUCCCAGCUCCUGUCCACCUAGCAGUUCAAAAGCACGUCAAAGCGCAAGUAGAUAAAUAGGUACCGCUCUGGUGGGAAGGUAAACGGCGUUUCCGUGCGCUGCUCUGGUUCGCCAGAAGCGGCUUAGUCCUGCUGGCCACAUGACCCGGAAGCUGUACGCCGGCUCCCUCGGCCAAUAAAGCGAGAUGAGCGCCGCAACCCCAGAGUUGGUCACGACUGGACCUAAUGGUCAGGGGCCCCUUUACCUUUACCAUGUUGCUUCUCAAUAAUAUUAAAGAGACUCUCCCGGCAGUUGUCAUGGCUUCUGGGGAAUGAAGGUCAACCCUAUUAUCAGAUUGGGCGGGGGGGCGGGGCAGCCAUGCAAAUCCAUUGCAGCAAAACAACAAAGAGUAUUUCCAGCACCCGAAACCCUUUUAUCACGGCUGAAGAUACAGCUCACUUCAUCAAGCUGUCCACAAAGCGGGGAGGAGUGAUCAAUUGCCCCAAAAUGCAAAUUGUAGCACUGCCUAACAACAGUAUGUGUGUUUUUUUAAAUUUAAAAAGCAUUUCUAAACUUGAUUAUUGAUUUAUUUGAUCCUUAAGAUUUACAUCCCACUUGUUUUUAAAAAGGCCCAACAACCUCAAAGCGCUUUUCCAAAUGAAUAAAGCAAUAAAAUUAUCAGCAGAAGGUUUUUUUUAAAAAAAUAUAAAAACCCAACUAUUUAAAACAUUCCAAAGAUUAAAAUACGCAAGGCUGAGUCCUAGGAUAUGGUUACCAGAUUUUUUUCAAGGAAUCCGGGGACACUUUCUUUUUCUCUUUCCUUUUUUCCCUGAAUUCCAUGCUUUAUUGUUUUAGAAAAGGGUUGCCCAAAGUUCUUGACCUAUUUUUUUUUUUGGGGGGGGGAUCCCCAAAGUUGUGGAGCGCACACCUCAACACAAGGCAGGCGGAGAAGCCCGUCUACAAACACACAAAUGCAAAUUUUAAAAAAAGGUGGCGGGUUGUGUGUGGAGAGAGAUUGAAUAGAGGCGCUCGCUGGUCUUGGGAAAACACGCAUUAAAAGACACACACAAGGCAUGUUAAGUUGUGGGUGAACAUAUCAGACGACACAGCGAUUCUUCAAACAGCUCUUGUUUAUUCACAGGCCAGAACAGAACUGAACUGAAGGGCUCAGCCAGCCUGCUUAUAUAGAGCUCCACUAGAACGCAACAGUAACCAUUUUCUGUAACUAUCCAAUCACUGAACGUCACUUUCGAUCCCUUAUUUGCAUAUGUGGACCUGAACUAUCUACAGUAUCCCCCUGCUGGCCCAGGGUGAGAACUUCAGUACAUAACAAGGCAGCCGAGUGGCUCAGAGCCCGUUGGAGCGCCACAGGCUCUUCUGCUGCGGGUGGCUCUGCGCGAGUUCGGGGUGAGCGUUGAUCAAGGAAGUGAGCCAGAACGAAGCUCUCUGGCUUGCGCCUCGGUUUAAAUAGCCCCAACACCAGCCAGCGGAUUGGCUGGCUGGAACUUUGAUGUGGCCGGGACCUCCAGUGCUACUCACUGCCAUGGCGCCCACCAUGUUGCCCACCGGAAGUCCCCAGGCAUAAAUCCGGGGACAUUCCGGGGACAGAUUUUGUCCGGGGACAGAUUGGUGAAUCUGGGAACUGUCCCCAGAAACCGGGGACGUCUGGUAACCCUAUCCUAGGAUUCUGUAAGAUGGCUCCUGGGUUUGAGUCCCACGUUGGACAAAAGACUCCUGCCUUGGACUAGAUCAGGGGUAGGCAACCUAAGGCCCGAGGGCCAGAUCCAGCCCAAUCGCCUUCUCAAUCCGGCCCACGGAUGGUCCAGGAAUCAGCGUGUUUUUACAUGAGUAGAAUGUGUCCUUAUAUUUAAAAUGCAUCUCUGGGUUAUUUGUGGGGUAUAGGAAUUCGUUCUCUCUUUCCCCCCGAAAAAUAUAGUCCGGCCCCCCACAAGGUCUGAGGGACAGUGGACCGGCCCCCUGCUGAAAAAGUCUGCUGAUCCCUGGACUAGAUGAUCCUCACGGUCCCUUCCAGCUCCCCAAUCCUAGGAUUCACUGGGGAGCUGCCUGCCCAUUGACCCCAGUUAAAACCAGCGUCGCUCCGACGUUCCGACCUGGGUUCUCAGACCCUUAAGUCCUUUGCUGGUUCCCCACAUCUGGAUGCCAAAGAGCUUUCCUUUGCUUGUCAGCCUGUCUGCUUUUGCCCAAAGAGCGGCGCCUGCCUGACCCCAAACCUGCGCUUCCUCUUUGGGGGAGGGGGAGCACAAUUGUGGCUGGAGGAUGGAUGGGGGUUCCUUCUGAGGCCUCCUUGGGCACCAGGAAGCAGGAACCCCUGCCUUCUUCCUUCCUUUUCCUUUCUCCUUCCUUCCUUCCUUCCUUCCUCCUUCUGCUUCCUUCCUUCCUUCCUUUUCCUUCCAUCCUUCUCCUUUUCCUUUCUCUCCUUCCUUUCCAUCUUCAUUCCUUCUCCCCCCUCCCUCCCUUCUCCUUCUUUACUUUUCCUCCCUCCCCAUCCUCCUUACUUCUUCCUUCUCCUCCCUUCUUUUUCCUCCCCCCUUUUCUUUCCUUCCCAUCCUCCUUCCAUCUCCUCCUUCCUUCCUUCUUUCCUCCCUCCCUCCCUCCCUCCUUCCUUUUCCCUUUCCUUUCCCUUUCUCCUUCCUUCCUUCCUUUUCCAUCCAUCCUUCUUCCUUUUCCUCUUUCUCUCCUUCCUUUUCCUCCCUCCCUCCCUCCCCGCCCUCCUUCCUUCUCCUUCUCCUUCCCUCCCUCCUUCGCCGGAGGGAGGAGCCGCCCUCCCGGGCUGUCCGCGCCCCGCGCUCCGCCCUCCUCCUCCUCCUCUUGGGCGCCGCUUGGUGGCUCCGCUGCGCGGCGGCGGCGGCGGCGCAGAGAGCGCGGGGCGGGCGCCGAGCGCAGCCAACGGCGGACCGAGGAAGCCGCCCGCCCGCCCGCCCGCCCGCCUGCCUGCUCGCCCGCCCGCCCGCCCGCCGGACGACGACGACGAGGAAGCGGCGGCGGAGGCGAGCCCGGCCCGGCGGCUGCGGCGGCUGCGGCGGCGCCAUGGGCGAAGGCGAGCCGCUCAGGUAGGCGCGCCAGGGGAGCGCACGGCCGGGGAGGAGGCGAGGCAGGAAGCGGGCCGGGCCGGGCUGGGCCGGGGCGGCGGCGGCUGCUGCUGGUGGCGUCGGCGGCCCCUGGGCGCCCCGGGUGCCCGAGCACCCACCCAGUUCCCCGGGCAGGCUCCGUGCGCCCUUGUCCGUGCGCCCUCGUCCGUGCGCCAGGCAGGGCCAGCCCCGCCGCCUGGCCCCCGCGGCUCCUUGGCUGGACAGGCGGCCCCCGAGCAUGUGCAGAGCGCUGACGGCCUCUCUUCUCUCUCCCUUGCCUCCGCAGCAUGGCCGACUACCUGAUCAGCGGCGGCACCGGCUACAUCCCCGAGGACGGCCUGACGGCGCAGCAGCUCUUCGCCAUCGCCGACGGACUCACCUACAAGUAAGGGGGGGCAAGGGGGCGGGACCUCCUCCCCAUGUGGCUCCCAGCUGGGUCCCUCUGCACGCACCCUGCCUGGGGCCCCCCGGAAGAUGGCACCCCCAGGAAAAGGGGCCCCGGCUAGGAAGGGCGUCUCCGCACCACCUGUCCAAGCGCCAGGGGCGGAUGGAGACAGCUGGCAUCGCCCCAUGGCAAGGAGCCCCCUCCCACAGAAUGCCUGGCUGGCCCCCUGCAUGGAUGGCAGGGGUCCUCCUCCUGUCCCCAAGGAGGCCCUGCCCUACACCGUCCGCUGUGUCCCUCUCACCCCCCAAGCGGUCAACCCCAACCUAGUGCCCAACCUGAAUCUCAGGAUCAGAAUCUCUGGCCAGGCCCUGCAAAGAGCAGAUGGCGCACGGCAGAAAUGUUAUUGGGGGACUCCUUGGCUGGCUCUGCUGAAGAGUUCGGCCAGUGGACCUCUGCAAUUGCCAACAGGGCCUGCCUUGCUUUUCCUGCCCGGAAAUCUGUGAAAUGGGCUGCUGGUCACUCUCUGCGCUUCCAGGAGACCCCGCUGUUUGUUGCAAUUUGGGUGCAGGGACGUUAGGCAGCGUUGGCCGUUCAAUGCAUUUUCAUUCCAGUCCGUUUGUGGGGAGGUUACUUGGAGUUGCGUCAACGCAAGCGUCAUCCCUCCCUGCCUUUCCAAAGUGUUUUUUUCCUUAUCGCUUUCCUUUUUUGCAAAAAGAGUGAAUCUUCGGGGGAAGCAGGUUUGUUGCGCAAAACCUCCUAGUCAACUCUUAAUUGAGGAACCUGGUGACAGCCUUGGGAGGAGGAAUUUGCUGAGCUUUUGGGGUUGGUGGGUAGAGGGCAAAAAUAUUCCGAAUGGGCUGCCUCUACCACCUCCUCUUCCUGGGCCUGGCUGGGAGCAUCUUCCCCCUCCAUCACGGUCUGGCUCUUGGAGUGAAUUUGCAUGGGAAGGGUUUCUCCUUUAAUAAUAAUAAUUGUAAUAAUAAUAGUAUCCUGCCCAUCUGAUUGGGUUGCCCCAGCCACUCUGGGCAAUCAUCAAUAUAUAAAAAAACACAAUAAAAUAUCAGCCAUUUAAAACUUCCCAAUACAGGGCUGUCUUCAGAUGUCUUCAGAUGUGUAGUUGUUCAUUUCCAUGACAUCUGAUGGGAGGGAGUUCCACAGGGCAGGUGCCACCACCAAGAAGGCCCUCUGCCUGGUUCCCUGUAACUUCACUUCUCGCAGGGAGGGAACUGCCAGAAGGCCCUCGGAGCUGGACCUCAGUGUCUGGGCAGAACGAUGGGGGUGGAGACGCUCCUUCAGAUAUACUGGACCGAGGCCGUUUAGGGCUUUAAAGGUCAGCAGCCAACCCGAAUCCCCCCCUAGAAAACCCACAAGCAGGAUGUGAUGGAUAGUGUGACUUCUUAGGGAGACGUUGCAUAAAAUCCUGCUGCCUCCAUGCUUUGCUGUGCAUCUUCUCGAUCCUUAGGGACCAGAGAGGGAGGGGAGAGCUCAGCCGUCAUGACCAGAAGCUUUUGGAAUUGUCUGAUCCAAGCUGGGACCGAAUCUCGUGGUUUAGCUCUGCUCUGUGCACUCCUACAAAUUGCAUUCUUGCUCUGGCACAGUUGAGAGUUCCUCUGCUUACCCCGCCCACCAAUACAUAAAAGCCCAGCAGUUUAAGCUUCUCCUCAUAUGAUGGAAGAUGAUCCAUUAAUCAGAUUACCACGGUCAUCCUCCUUCACCCCGCGUUGCCUCCACAUUUUUUAAAAAAACGGUGACUUUUGUUGAGGCUCGAAAGUAUUCUGUUCGGUUUGUGGUUCCCCCCUCCCUUCCCUUCUUCUGAAUUCGCAGUGAAAAGGCCGCACACAGAGAAUGCAUGUAAGCAAAACUUGCAGCAAAUAUUCUCCUUGCGGAGGUUGUUAGUCUUCUCCAGCUGCCGGGACCAAAGGAUCGGAGCAGGGGGCUACCCUGCCCCUGGUAUUCGGAGGUAGACUGCAGCUGACUGUGGAGGCUCCGUUUCGCUUUCAUGGCCGGCUGCCUUGAAUAGACCUCUUCUUCAUCCCUUUGAAUUUCAUCUUCAUCCCCCUUUCAAAAACAAUCCAUGCCCCGCGGCCAUCGCCGUGCUUUGCGGCAAGAAUUGCCUUCAGAUUGCCUGUGCUCCUUCCGCUGGACGAGGUUCAUGGGCUGGAGGUCAAGGAGGAAGCUUCCUGAGUCAAAAGGGAAGGCGAGGCUCUGGGUUCGUGUUCUGCACGCUGGUUACGUUCUCCCCUUGUACAGAAUCACGGUCGUACUUCUGAGAAAUCCUGUCAGCUCAUAACCGCCCGAAAAAUAUUCCUAAUGUUCAGUUGGAAUCUCCUUUCUUGUAACUCAAAUCCAUUGGUUUGAGUCCUACCCUCCAGAGCAGGAGAAAACAAGCUUGCUCCAUCUUCCAUGUGACAGCCCUUAAGAUAUUUGAAGACUGCUCUCAUAUCUCCUCUUCGUCUCCUCUUUUGCUGGCUAAGCAUCCCCAGCUCCUUCGACCGCUCCCCAUCAGGCCCUUCAUCACCUUGCAGACACUGGUCUCUGUUUGAUGUGUUGAUGUAUUUAUCAGCUCCAUCUGCUACGCAGGAUGAGACCCUCCCUGCCUGCGGACUGUCUUGUCAGAGUGGUGCAUGCUCUGGUUAUCUCCCGCUUGGACUACUGCAAUGCGCUCUAUGUGGGGCUACCUUUGAAGGUGACCCGGAAACUGCAACUAAUCCAGAAUGCGGCAGCCAGACUGGUGACUGGGAGUGGCUGCCGAGUCCAUAUAACACCGGUCUUGAAAGACCUACAUUGGCUCCCAGUACGUUUCCGAGCACAAUUCAAAGUGCUGGUGCUGACCUUGAAAGCCCUAAAUGGCCUCAGUCCAAUAUAUCUGAAGGAGCGUCUCCACCGCCAUCGUUCUACCCGGACACUGAGGUCCAGCACCGAGGGCCUUCUGGCAGUUCCCUUGCUACGAGAAGUCAAGUUACAGGGAACCAGGCAGAGGGCCUUCUUGGUGGUGGCACCUGCCCUGUGGAACACCCUCCCAUCAGAUGUCAAAGAGCACAAGAACUACCAGACUUUUAGACGACAUCUGAAGGCAGCCCUGUUUAGGGAAGCUUUUAAUGUUUAAUAGGUUAUUGUAUUUUAGUGUUCUGUUGGAAGCCGCCCAGAGUGGCUGGGGAAACCCAGCCAGGUGGGCGGGGUAUAAAUAAUAAAUUAUUAUUAUUACUGUUACUAUUAUUAUUACUAUUAUUACUAUUAUUAUCUCCUCUCAGUCUCCUCUUUUCCUGUUUAUGCAUCCCCCACCUCCUUCAACCGCUCCUCAUCAGGCCCUUCAUCAUCUUGCAGACACUGAUCUUUGUUUGAUGUGCUGUUGCUUGUUCAGCCAGUUUGAAGCGAUCCUUCUGGAACUCCUGAAUUACCUGGUGCAAGCUUACCCACCUCACUGUUCACCCAAGAUCGCUUAAGGAAGUAGUUUAAAAGUGCCGGGCCCUGGAAGACCCCAGCCCUGGCUUCCCUCCGCUGCGAGAAUGUGCCGCGUAUCUUUAGUUCCUGGUUUUUCUUCCUAAAGCCAGAGGCUCACCUGUAUGGAGGCCCCAUCCUCAUCCCCUGGGAUAAUUUAGAGGUUUUCGGAAAACAGGAGGCUCUAAUCCCCAGGAUGCUUCCGGAGGAGUAAGUACUGCCUAACUGGACGCAGCUUGCUUCUGAGUAAACACGCUUUGGGUUGUGCUGCAAGGUCACGAUCCUGCGCACACUUAGCUGGAAGCACAGCGGGACUUAAUGUCCAAGUAGUCAGGCUCAGGAGGAGCGGCUACUUGCAUACAAUUUUUAUACCAGAUUAUCUCCCAUCUCUCCAUGGUUGCUGAUGCUCAGGACACGGCAAAGGAAGAUUUCCUGCUGCAAAAGCCCUGCUGGUUUUUUUGCCCAGGCUUGUUCUUCCGUAUGUUCCGUUAUUCGGAUUUUAACAAUGCUGCCUACAAAGUUGCCAGAGAGAGGUGGUGGGCUCGUGGGUCUGUAAUUCCCUCCUAAGUCCUCCAUUUAAAAAUGGGCCGCCUUCCAGCCCCUCAAGAGGGAAAUUGAUUUUUAGCAACAAGCCGCCCCUUUUUAUUAGAAGAUCAGCGUUUUCACAUUUCUGUUAGAACUGGACGUCUUCCAUCUGGACCCGACGACUUGUCCUUCGCUUGUCUUUUUUUUUUAAAAAAAAUGAUAUUUAUUAAAGUUUCACAAAAAAAGAAUCACAUUAAUAAAAAAGAAGAAUUUAAGAAUAAAAGGAAAAAUACACAAUGCAAAAUACAAAAAGAAAAAAGAAAAAACAGUUAAAAACAAUUCCGUCUUUUCAUCACUUCUUUUACAUUUACUUAUUUCCCGGACCUCCUCAUACCUCCCUCUUUUGUAUUCCAAUUCAGUUUGUUAGUCCAGCAAUUUCUUUCCCUCCUUUUUAAUCCCAAUCCUUAAUCUUGAUAUAUUAUAACAUUAAUUUUUUACCUAUUAAAAACCAAUUUUUCCAUUCUUUUAACCUUUUUAAUCCUAAUCCUUAAUCUUGAUAUAUUUAUAACUUUAAAACCUGUACAGCUAGAAGCCACUUAACUUCAAUCCAACAUCACUCUAACAUUCAUUAAUUUUGCAAUAUUUCUGUAAAUAAUCUUUGAAUUUCUUCCAAUCUUCUUCCACCGACUCUUCUCCCUGGUCACGGAUUCUGCCAGUCAUUUCCGCCAAUUCCAUGUAGUCCAUCAUUUUCAUCUGCCAUUCCUCCAGUGUGGGUAGCUCUUGUGUCUUCCAAUACCUUGCGAUGAGUAUUCUUGCUGCUGUUGUAGCAUACAUAAAGAAAGUUCUAUCCUUUUUUAACACCGAUUGGCCGACUCUGUCCUUCGUUUGUCACUUGGCCCUAGACCUUCGUCUCUUGUCAUUCCUGCUUGACUUAAUUCUUCAGAUGCCCCUCUUUAAAAAAUAAAAAUAAAAAAUAACCACCACGACACACCUCAAAACUGGUUUGGGCACAGAUGCCUGUCCAGAAUCUUCUGCAGUGAAGACCAACACAAAUAAUUCCUUCCCCUUUUCUGCCAUCUCCCUCUGCUCCCUUUGGCACCCCUUUUCACACUUCUGUUUUCUGAUGUAUUUAAAAAUAAUGUAUUAAUGUUGGUCUUCAUUCUUCUGGUAACUCCUUCCCCCAAUCCUCCCUCUUAAUUUGAAUUUGUUUUGCCAGAGUUUGUGUUCCUUCCUUCUCUCCUCAUUUCGGGCAUUUUGUUUCAAUCAUUGGUGCCCAUUCCCCAUCCGGGUUCUAUAAACUCAUUUGCAGUCACUUAGAGAAGGCUCUGAAAUAUUGGCCCUGAGGCUUGAAUUUGUUUUGUAUGGGGUAGUUUUAUUUGACGUUUUAAUGUGUUCGUAAGCAGCUCUGAGGUUUUUUCUUUGAAAGUAUGAAGUGCACUAGAAAUGGAAAUAAUAAUAAUAAUAGUAGUAGUAGUAAAAAUAGUAAAUCUCACUAUGGGGAAAAAUGGUGCAUAGACGUUCCAUUGUGGUGACCGUAACCUUGGUUUAAGUUGCCAUUUGGCAAUUAGUUUAUAUAUCUGAGUUUCUUUUUCCCCCUUUCCUUUUUUUGAGUUUUAUUUAUUUAUUAACGUUCUAAUGUUAACGUCGGUAAACAUUAUCAUAUUACAUCACAAGGCUUAUUAUAAAAUAAUUUUCAGCAUAUAUACGAAGUUUAUAUACCUAAAGAAAAGAAACAAGGAGAAAAAACUAUUCCAAAAUCAUAUAGGUACCAACACUUUGGACUUCCUGUCUAUCCCGUUGUAUAUUCCUUUUUUACAAAUGAAUGUACUCUUCUUAUUGUAUAUUUCUUUACAUUUUAUCUAAUACAUUCCUAUAUCAAUAUGUACCCUUGGUCUUAUUCCUCAACUCAGUCUCUCUCCAACGUCAAUCGAAUGCUAGCAUAUAGCUGAGUUCCUCGCACUGGCAGAGAGGCGCUUUGGAGAUUCCUGUCCAUGGAGAGGUUUUCCAGCUUUCCGGCCCUUUAUUUCUGAACAGCACCCUUUUCCCAUUUUGCGGGCACACUGUGUCUUGGGGAAAGUGUGCCUUGUCUGAAUUUGACGGGGUGUCAGAUUGUUCCGGGUCCUUGUAGUGGAGAACUUUCUUCCUGCCCUCAAGCUGUGGGACCGGGUGCAGGGGAAGCCAAACCACAGAAAUUUAAGGAGACCAGGUGCCCUCAAGGGGAGAGGAAGGGAAGGAGGAAUGGAAAGAUCCUUCUGGUUAUCUUUGCAGAGAAUAGCGCCGCCUUUUCCUUGAAGCCAAGGAUAGGAGGAGGGAUGCAGCCUGUGGCUUUGAGGAGGGCAUCUCCCACCUCUCUUGUUUCCCCCCAAACUGUGCAAAUCUGGUGGGCGUGGAACGAGGAGCGGUGAAUGAGUAAGCGCGUGGUUUAAGAAAACGUUGUCAUCCUUUGACGCUAAUAAUUGAAAAAACGGCUUUUCAUCUUGGCAGAUCCCCACCGCUGCCAAAAAAAGGAUCUCUCUUGGAUUUCUGCCACUGCCGUUCAUGUCCACCUUGAAUUCGCGGGGUGGUCUCCCGCCUCCGGUUCGACACCCAAUUCAAAUGCCACCCCUUGUGCCUUCCUCCAUCCUCUGAGAAGAUUCAGGACAAAGAAAGAAAGUCCAUCAUCAUCAUCCUCAUCCUUAUCAUAAAAUAAUAAUAAUUUCUUAUUUAUACCUGACCCAUCUGACUAGGCUUCCCCAGCCACUUUGGGCAGCUUCCAACGAAAUAUUAAAAACACAAGAAAACAUUAGACAUUUAAAACUUCACUAAAGAGGGCCGCCUUCAGAUGUCUUCUAAAAGUCAGAUAGUUGUUUAUUUCCUUGACAUCUGAUGAGGGGGUGUUCCACAGGGUGGGCGCCACCACCGAGAAGGCCCUCUGUCUGGUUCCCUGUAGCUUUGCUUCUCGCAGGGAGGGAACCGCCAGAAGGCCCUCGGUGCUGGACCUCAGUGUCCGGGUAGAACGAUAGGGGUGGAGACGCUCCUUCAGGUAUACUGGGCCGAGGCCAUUUAGGGCUUUAAAGGCACCAACACUUUGAAUUGUGCUUGGAAACGGACCGGGAGCCAGUGUAGGUCUUUCAAGACCAGUGUUAUGUGGUCUCGGCAGCCGCUCCCAGUCACCAGUCUAGCUGCCGCAUUCUGGAUUAGUUGCAGUUUCCUGAUCACCUUCAAAGGUAGCCCCAAGUAGAGCGCAUUGCAGUAGUCUAAGCGGGAGAUAACCAGAGCAUGCACCACUCUGGCAAGAUAGUCUGCGGGCAGGUAGGGUCUCAUCCUGCGUACCAGAUGGAGCUGGGAGACAGCCGCCCUGGACACAGAAUUGACCUGCGCCUCCAUGGACAGCUGAGAAUGAUCCCCAGGCUGUGCACCUGGUCCUUCAGGGGCACAGUUACCCCAUUCAGGACCAGGGAGUCCCCCACCCCUGCCCGCCCCCUGUCCCCCCCCCAAACCAUCAUUCCUUUAAUGCUUGAUGGUUCUCCACCCCCCUUCCCUCUGUCUUUUUGUCUGAAGCUGCCCAGAGUGGCUGGGGCAUCGCAGUCAGAUGGACGGGCUAUAAGAAAUACAUUAUUAUUAAUAAUACAGUGGACGCUCCGGUGGCGAAUGUGAUCUGUGUGGGAGGCACGUUUGCAACCCACAGUGCCGCAUCUGCUAACGCGCGGGUUGCGAUUUGGUGCUUCUGCGCAUGCGCAAAGCGCGAUUUAAAAGAGGAAUGGACAAAUUCACGGCAGAGGAGAGGCCUCUCGACGGCUCGCUCUUCCUCCACGGUCAGAGGAAGCUGUGCUUCUGAAUCUUCUCUCCGCCCUCCACAAACGAUUGCGCAUGAAGCAGCUGUCAGUUGAUCUGUAUUGAUCAGAGGGAGGACAUACACAGAAUCCUGUCCCCUUUGGGCCAGGGUCCUGUUCAGGGCCACUGCAGCUGUCGGUGCCAAAGAGUCGUGAAUGCUGGAGUUGUGGCGCUGGCUGCAGGGUCCCCAAGACCACCCAGCGCAUGGCUGAGGGACCCCAGGAGGCUUCAUUCUGCUGCAUUCGGAGACGGUUUUGUCCGGGUUUGGCCCAGAGUGUCCCGAUUGGCAGCUGUUCGAUGUUAGCUCCGGGGUCAAAUCACGGGACUGUGCCAUUGUAUGCCUUCCUUAGAGUGGGGUCACUGAAAGAGGCCUACUGUUUAUGGUACAUAAAAUAUGCAGGACACCCCAAUUUUAACGGGGAGCUGGGCAGGGCAAUUGGCAAAGAGCAACAGACACUUUGUGGACCUUUCAGGGUACAGAGGGAUGUGUAAGUGUUUGCUGGGUUAGGUCCCUUUCUGUUUCCUGGUAAGAGAGCUUGUCUCACGCGAAGGUCUGACUACAGCAAAUCUUUUAGCAGCCCCCCACCCACUUUUUAAUUUUUCUUUUUAUUCCUGUGAAGCAUUUUGCUCGGUUUUUGGAGAAGCCUCAUCUCUUCCCCCCUUUAAUUUUUACGCAAAGGCGUGUGCCAGUUUGGAUGCAUUCCAAAUGCAAUUAAUUUCCUUUUUUGCUCCUGCCUGGGAGUGGCUGAGCUCCCUCUGGAUGGCUGACCGAGGUUUUUUUGAUGGGUCUUGCGGUUGCAAAUAUCAAUUAUGCAUGUGGGCUGACAUUUCCGGAUGGGAAUCGCAAAGGGAGCCGUCUGGGCUUCUCUGCGCGGAGGCCGAGAGCGGAGCUGCUGCGUAAGGGAUCUCUGAUCCCUCCAUUGCCACCGGAUUCCCUUCCCAGUCCAGGGGGGUGUUUGGCCUUUGCUCUGCUUCCCCUCGAGCAAGCGGGCAGCAUGGUGUGCUCUUCGUGCUUCAAAAUGUGUUUGUGUUUGAUAUCAUUCAUAGAAGUGAAGGGCUGGAAGGGACCUCCAGGGGCCAUGUAGUCUAACCCUCCAAUGCAGGAAUCGCAGCUAAAGAUUCCCUAACAAAUUGCCAUCCAGCCUCCAAGGAAGGAGAGUCCUCCACCUCCCAAGGAAGUCUGUUCAAACGGCUCUUACCAUCAGAAAGUUCUUCCUGAUGUUGAGUCGGAAUCUCCUCUCCUGCAACUUGAAGCCAUGGGUUCGAGUCCUGACCUCCAGAGCAGGAGAAAACAAGCUUGUUCCCUCUUCCCUGUGACAACCCUUGAGAUAUUUGAAGAUGGCUCUCAGAUCUCCUCUCAGUCUCUUCUACAGAUUAACAUACCUUCAACCAUUCCUCAUCUGGCUUGGUUUCCAGACCCUUGAUCAUUUUGGUCGCCCUCCACAGCACACAUUCCAGCUUGUCAACAUCCAACUCCUCGAAAAAUUCCAUUUGUCUCCGAAAAUUUUUACACAUUACUUGGGAAGACAGGUGAACUAAUACCAGUGUACUGGAUGAAGCAAAGAUGACCAGUGUUGAAGCAAUGAUUCUUCAACAUCAACUUCGUUGGACUGGUCAUGUUGUGUGGAUGCCUGAUGAUCGUCUUCCGAAGCAACUCCUCUAUUCCAAACUUAAAAAUGGAAAGCGUAAUGCUGGUGGUCAACAAAAGAGGUUUAAAGACUGUCUCAAGGCAAAUCUAAAAAAAUGUAGUAUAAACACCAACAAUUGGGAAACACUGGCCUGUGAGUGCUCCAGUUGGAGAACAGCCUUUCCCAAAGGUGUCAUGGGCUUUGAAGACACUCGAACUCAGGACGCAAGGGAGAAACGUGCUAGGAGGAAGGCACGCUUGGCAAACCUUCAUUGUGAUCAGCUCCCACCCAGAAACCAAUGUCCCCACUGUGAAAGGACGUGUGGAUCCAGAAUUGGCCUCCACAGUCACUUACGGACUCAUUGUUAAAACCGUGUUUAUGGAAGACAAUCUUACUCGGCUACAAGGGAUUGCAGAAGAAGAAGAAGAAAUUGUGGUGCCCAGAAGUGGACGCAGGCCUCCAGGUGUGGCCAGACCAAGACAGAAGAGAGAAGUACCACAUUGCCUUGAUCUGGUCACUCGACUUGAUGCUGACCAGAGCUGCCUUCCUGGCCCACCCCUCACAUCCCACCUGCCUUAUUAUACAGCCCUGCUCACCUGCAUGCACAAGGCGUGGGGGGCUCAAUUUAGCAUCUCCCCCCCCCACCAACCCUGCGGGGUUCAAAAUGAGCCGGGCAUAUUUUGCACUUGGCUCUCGGUCCCUUGUGACCAAGGGAAGAUGCCCGGCUGCCAGGAUAGCGCCUGAUAUCUCUGCCGUAUCUGGAGGUGCAUGCCUGGGGAUCCUCGGAUCGGGGUCGUUUUCACACCCUGUAGAAUUAUGUUAAGUUAACCCUGUUAAGUUUUAUCUGCGCCGUCGGAAUGAAUUUCUGAAACCAAAAUUCUUUUUCUGGGCAAGCUGAGCAGGAGCAGCGAACAACAUUGCAAUGAAUUGUUGUCGCUUCCCUCCGCUGACAGUUUUGAAGGAUAUUCCCACGUUAUGGAUGGUCAGUGUCACCAUUAAGAGAAAGAGUCAAUCAAUCUUUUGAAAAAUGAGACUUUGGCUCCCAGUAUGUUUCUGAGCACAAUUCAAAGUGUUGGUGCUGACCUCUAAAGCCCUAAACGGCCUCAGUCCUGUAUACCUGAGGGAACGUCUCCACCCCCACCUCACAAAUUCGAUACCAAUAAACAAGGGAGUGCGCCAAGGAUGUAUAUUGGCCCCCUGCCUAUUCAAUCUAUUCAUCAGCGACAUGCGAGCACCCCUAGUCAACUCAUCUCCAAGUACACAUGCGCCUAGACUAGCGGAUUACCGCUGUCCACUCCUUUUAUAUGCGGACGACGCGGUAAUUCUAUCUUAUACACGUGUUGGACUAACCAGAGCUCUGAAGAUCUUUGCCACGUAUUGUCAACUCAACCAAUUAACCAUCAAUCAUGCUAAAUCUAAGAUUCUGAUUUUCGCCAGAAGUCGGAGAUUAUACGAAUGGAAGCUUGGUGGAGCAAAAAUAGAGCAAGUCCUAAAAUUUCAAUACCUAGGAGUUAUUUUUCAAUACAAUUUGGGGUGGAAAGCACAUAUUCAACACCUACUUAAUAAGGCCAAAACUCUGUCAUAUGCGCUCCUCCGAUUUUUCUUUUCGGAUGGAGCUUUGCAUGUUCCCUCGGCCCUAAAGGUGUUCAAGGCAAAAGUGGUUCCCGUGCUUGCUUAUGCUGCCCCGCUCUGGGUCGUGAUGACAGACCUUGCUCCUCUUGAGACUUUGCAAAACCAAUUCCUACGUCGGCUCCUAAUGCUCCCCCUGUGCGUAAGCAACGCAGCCAUGCGUUUAGAAUUGAGGAUCGCAUCCUUAGAAACCUGCCUGUGGAAGCAAGUCUUCAAUUAUUGGUUAUCAUUGUGGCACAGAUUACCUGACCAUUACCUUGCCCAAUGCUUAUGGCGAGAUGAAUUCCCCAGCCUUUGGACCAGUAGAAUUCAUGCCAAACUCCUGAGCUAUGGAAUCUCUCCCUUAGAUUCCCUAAAACUAGAUCAAAUCACUGCUCAAAGACUGAUCCGCCAAAGACUGGAUGACAUCGAUUUACAGCAAAAUUAUAUGCUGGGGGGAGGUGUUUGUUCGCCCCAGAACAUUGGUAUCACUUUAACUUAUUGCGUUCCAUCAUACCUCUCCUCCCUUUCGACUGUUGCCCAUAGGCUGGCCUUCACCAAAGCGAGGUUUAAUGUUUUCCCUCCAAUGUCCUGAGACAUAGAUUCUCAAAGGGCCAAACCUCCGCCAUGUGCGAAUGUGAUAAGGAGAUGCCGGAGUCGCUUCAGCACAUUAUGUUCACUUGCCCCUUAUUUAAGGUGCCACGGGCAAACUUGUUGGGAUCAAUCAUACAGAAAUUAGAGGGUACUCCACCAAAAUUCCACCUUGCCCAAAUCUUGCAGGAUAAGGAUGCCCAUACGACCCUGAAAGUGGCUAGGUUCCUGGUCGCUGUCCUUACCCAAAGCGUCGCCAAGGAGCACCACAAGCUAAUUAAGGCGUAGUAUGCCAUUCCAUCUUAUAGUAGCUUAUUGUUAUAGUAUUGUUUUAGCGGCUGUUUUUUUCCCAUGUGCACAGGCUGUUAUUUAUGUCUUGUUUUUAUCUGUAUGGGCCUACGGCCGUAAUAAAUUAUUAUUAUUAUUAUUAUUAUUAUUAUUAUUGUCUCCACCCCCAUCGUCCAGCCCGGACACUGAGGUCCAGCUCCGAGGGCCUUCUGGCGGUUCCCUCCCUGCGAGAAGUGAGGUUGCAGGGAACCAGGCAGAGGGCCUUCUUGGUGGUGGCGCCCGCCCUGUGGAACGCCCUCCCAUCAGAUGUCAAGGAAAUAAACUACCAUCAGACUUUCAGAAGACAUCUGAAGGCAGCCCUGUUUAGGGAAGCUUUUAAUGUUUGCUGUUUUAUUGUGUUUUUAAUAUUCUGUUGGGAGUCGCCCAGAGAUGGGUGGGAUAUAAAUUAUUACUAUUAUUAUUAAUAGUUGUUGUUGUUGUUAUUAUCUGGUCUGGCCUUGGUUGAAUUCUGUCCAUUGGGGGCAGAAAAUAUUGACAGUGCUGGGGGGGAGGAGCUCCUGUGCUCCAGCUUUCAGCCCCCUGAUCCUCUGACCCCUCCUUUCUCCCCCAGUCAAAAUAGGGCCGGCUGCCCUGGGCCUCCCUCUCUAAGCCCCAUUACUCACGCCGGCUGGCCAUGAAUGGCUUUGCAUCGGUUGCCGUGGGGCCCCUCCAGACCCUUUUGUUUUUUGGGGGGUGGGGUGGGGGCAGAGGCUGCCAGGGAAAGAAUCCCUGAAUUAACACGUGGGGUUUGGCUUUGGGGAGUCCACCCACCCUGGGGUCUCGAGCCUAAGCACACACCCCGUUCUCUCCUGGAGCAGCCACGCUUCUAGGUGCCCCCCUCUUGCCCCCGGGGGGUGCGAUGCCCCUCCUGGGGUGCCCUCUUUCAAUCCACAGCAGAGGGGGCUGUCGAAGGCUCCAGCCGCAAUGGCUCCUCAUCAUCACUUUUAAUUUGUAUAGCGUCUUUCUAUCUUGCAAUACUCAAGGCGGUUUACAAGCUGAAGAAACAAAAAAUGUACCGUAUUUUUCGCUCUUUAAGACGCACCAGACCAUAAGACGCACCUAGUUUUUGGAGGAGGAAAACAAGAAAAAAAAUAUUCUGAAUCCCAGAAGCCAGAACAGCAAGAAGGAUCGCUGCGCAGAGAAAGCAGUGAUCCCUCUUGCUGUUCUGGCUUCUGGGAUAGCUGCGCAGCCUGCAUUCGCUCCAUAAGACGCACACACAAUUCCCCUUGCUUUUUAGGAGGGGAAAAGUGAGUCUUAUAGAGCAAAAAAUACGGUACGUCUUAUAACAAUCCAAUGCAAUACAAAAACGUGAUAAUAAAGCAUAACUUUAAAAAAGGCAGCCUACAUCAAAAAAGUCACAUUCCGCAGCGGAGAGGGUUCCUGAAGGCUCUGCCCUGCGCAGUUGGAAGCAGUGGAUGCCUCCGGGGGCCGGAAAGGGCAGGACCCCCCGCGGGGAGAGGGCUGCUCUCGCACUCGGAUCCUGCUUGCGGGGCUCCCAUGACGGGCCUCUGGUGGGUCACUAUGAGAAAAGGGUGCUGGGCCAGAUGGGCGCCUUUGGGCCUGAUCCUGCCCCAGUGCUUCCCAUGCUCUUAUGUCUUUUAUUAUUAUUGUUAAGUUUAUUUUACAACACAUAUACACACACAGCCAUAAAACUAAACAUCAAAGUAAUAAUACACAAUCAAACAACAAACAGCAAGCAAAUGAAUACAAAUAAAACAUAAUGACAUACAGAAACUUACACAGAUCAAAUAGUCAACAAUGUGUGUGUGUGUGUGUGUGUGUGUGUGUGUGUAUAAUUUCAAUUCUUCUUUUCUGCCAAUUGACUUCCUUCAUCCUCAACACGGUUCUCUUUUCGUUUUUGGUAAACUGUUUCCUUCUUAGUUCAUUAUUACCCCAUUUUCUUUCUGUUUUUAGCUUUUAUACCAUAAUACAGUGGUACCUCGGGUUACGUACUUAAUUCGUUCUGGAGGUCCGUUCUUAACCUGAAACUGUUCUUGACCUGAAGCACCACUUUAGCUAAUGGGGCCUCCGGCUGCUGCCGUGCCACCGGAGCACGAUUUCUGUUCUCAUCCUGAAGCAAAGUUCUUAACCUGAAGCACUAUUUCUGGGUUAGCAGAGUCUGUAACCUGAAGCGUCUGUAACCUGAAGCGUAUGUAACCUGAGGUACCACUGCGUCCCAAUUAUGAUGUACCAUAAUUGGGACACAGGUGGCACUGUGUGUUAAACCACAGAGCCUAGGACUUGCCGAUUGGAAGGUCGGCGGUUCAAAUCCCCGCGACGGGGUGAGCUCCCGUCACUCGGUCCCUGCUCCUGCCAACCUAGCAGUUCGAAAGCACAUCAAAGUGCAAGUAGAUAAAUAGGUACCACUCCAGCGGGAAGGUAAACAGCGUUUCCGUGCGCUGCUCUGGUUCGCCAGAAGCGGCUUAGUCCUGCUGGCCACAUGACCCGGAAGCUGUACGCCGGCUCCCUUGGCCAAUAGAGCGAGAUGAGUGCCGCAACCCCAGAGUUGGCCACGACUGGACCUAAUGGUCAGGGGUCCCUUUACCUUUUACCUAAAACAUGCCAUAUUACUUAUUAUCAGGAUUGAUUAGAAUAGAAAUAGCAUUUAUGGGCAGUACAUUCAUCUUGUAUUUGUAUUUGGUUUGAGCAACAGUCUGGAGGCAGAAUUAAAGAGAAUCAGACCUUGAAGGCCAGCACGUGGGAAGCCACACAAAAUUUAUAAUUGUUGUGUUUGAAUUGGUAUUGCUAUUUGGUAUUAAUAUAAUAUGGUGCAUAUUGGAUUUUUGUAUAGUCGUACCUCGGGUUACAGACGCUUUAGGUUGUGCGAUUUCAGGUUGCGCACCGCGCCGAACCCGGAAGUACCGUAACGGUUACUUCCGGGUUUCGGUGCAUGCGCAGAAGUGCUAAAUCACCUUUUGCGCAUGUGCAGAAGCGCCGAUUGCAACCCGUGCAUGCACAGACGCGCGGGUCACGGGUUGCGAACGCUGCGGGUUGCGAACGUGCUUCCCGCACGGAUCACGUUUGCAACCCGAGCGUCCACUGUAAUUGAAAAUAAAUAAAAAUUAUUUAACUAAAAAAAGAAAAGAUUGGUAGAGGUGGGUGGGGCCCCUGGAGGUCAUGCAUUCCAACCCGCCGUGAUGCACGAAUUGCCGCUAACUGCCGUCCGUUCCUUUCUCCUCAGUGACUUCCUGAUCCUCCCAGGCUUCAUCGACUUCACGGCGGACGAGGUGGUGAGUUCGAGUUCCCCACGGGGCAGCGCCGUUUGCCGGGUGGGGCUGCCUGAGGGGUCCCAGGGGGCUGAGUCUUUCAGCUGCUCCCCUCUCCCUUUGGUGGGUGUUGCAGGGGGGCUUUUCCCCAGCCGGUCACCUGAGACCCCCCCCUUUAUGAGCUGCAGAGCAGCACAAAUAUACAAGCCAUUCGCUCCCCUCUCUAAAUUCCCCAGCCAUCCCUCUUCCCAUGUGGGUCACGACGCCCCCUAACCUUUCCCUUCCUUCCCAAAGAAAUGAGCCCCCUGGUGUAGGUGUUGGGAAUUAUUUUGCUCUUCACUCGUUUGCAAUAUUUUAUGGUUUUACUAUAUGGUUUUCAUAGAAUCGUAGAGUUGGACGGGGCCCUCCAAGGGUCAGCCAGCCCAACCCCCUCCAAUGCAGGAAUCUCCACUAAAGCAUCCCUGGCAAAAGAUGCCCAUCCAAGCUCUGCUGGAAAACCUCCAAGGAAGGAGAGUCAGAUGGCUCCUUUGUGAUUAAUAAUAAUAAUAAUAAUAAUAAUAUACCCUGUCCAUCUGGCUGGGUUUCCCCAGCCACUCUGGGCAGCUCCCAACAGAAUACUAAAAACUCGAUAAAAAUAUUAAAAACUCGAUAAAAUUAUUAAAAACUCGUUGAAAUUAUUAAAAACUCGUUGAAAUUAUUAAAAACUCGAUAAAAUUAUUAAAAACACGAUACAAAUAUUAAAACACGAUAUUGUUGUACAUUCUGUGAUCCAGCGGUAUAUGUUAUUUUUUUAUAUAAAUAGGCAAACUUUCUUUUUCUAAAAAAAAAAGCAGCAACAGGCUUCGAAUUCACCAUAAAAGGGGGGCCGUAUACCUGGCCCCCGCAGGGUUUGCCUUGCGCCUCUCCCCACCUGACCUCCAGCUGUGCUGCCCAGGGCUGGGCCCUCAAAACAUCUGGGAGGGGGCGCUGGUUUGGGGAGUGCUGGCGUGGUGCAGCCUAUGCGGGGGGGGGGGGCUGCCGGCCCUGCGGAGAUAAUCUCGUCAAGACUAAUUAGGCCAAAUGGAGUCGGCGCCUAAUUGGCCGGCCGGGAUGGUGAAGGUCAGGCGGCCGGCCGAGGCGAGAAACGCUGGGGGGUGGAGCCCUCUCCUUCACGGUACUACAGUUCCCAACGACCCCGGGAAACUAGGAUUCUUUGCAAGGGACGAAAUGAGAGACGUCUCCAGGUGGGAAUUCUUCAAGGAAUAUUUCAAAAGCAGUUGCUGCAAUCUCAGUACAGCAGCCACCUUGGAAUAACUUCGGUAGAUACUAUAUGUUAAGAAAAAUAGAUAGGAACAGUCUUACUGAACAGGCAGUCCUGUUCAGGGAAGUUUUUAACGUGUGACAUUUUAAUGUAUUUUUAGUCUUUGUUUGUUGGAAACCACUCAGAGUGGCUGGGGUACAAAUAAUAAAUUAUUAUUAUUAUUAUUAUUAUUAUUAUUACUCUUGUAAUAAUAAAACAGACAAGUUUAAUCAAUGAGUUUAUUAAUAUGGGGGGAAUUGGACGGGAUGGGAAGUCAUAUGUCUAUGGAGAAAAUUUAUCGUUUGAAAACACACACCCUUUUUGUGUGUGAUAGUUUUUGCGCACCCCCAGCAUGGCCAAACUCAGCCCUCCAGAUGUUUUGGGACUACAACUCCCAUCAUCCCUGACCACUGGUCCCGUUAGCUAGGGAUGAUGGGAGUUGUAGUCCCAAAACAUCUGGAGGACUGAAUUUGGCCAUGCCUCCCCAUAAACUCAUCCCCAGCGCAUUCAAAAAGCAUUAUUCAGAUCAGCGGUUCACACGACCUACUAAGGAGAAUAACCACACAAUUAAAAAAAAAUAAAAAAUGAGUUUCCCCUUUCUUCAGAGCCCAAUGGAAACUAUUUAGUGCAAUGAAUUUGACAGAACAGAUGAACUUUAUCCAGGGAUAUCGGUUUUUCAAAGUCAGAAAGUCAUCGAAAACUUCAGGGAAGUUUUUAAUGUGUGACAUUUUAAUGUAUUUUUAAUCUUUGUUGGAAGCCGCCCAGAGUGGCUGGGAAACCCAGCCAGAUGGGCAGGGUACAAAUAACAAAUUAUUAUUAUGUAUUAUUAUAUGUAUAUAUAUAUGUCAUUGACACCCCCUGCACCUCCCUGCCACCCCCUUGCCUCUUGCCACCCCCCGCCCACGUUCUUGCGCUGCCUUCCAGGGCGCGAGAGCGCCCGCUUGGAGAACCUCUGGUGCCGAGUGUCGCCUGGCCCUCUUGUGUCUCUUUGGGGUUUGGGGGCGCCCUGGGGGUUGGGCCGGAUGAGCCUUGGGGUCUCUUCCAUCCCUCCACCCCCCUCUCCCUCCUCCGCAGGACCUGACGUCAGCCUUGACCCGCAAGAUCACCCUCAAGACGCCUCUCAUCUCCUCCCCGAUGGACACGGUGACCGAGUCGGACAUGGCCAUUGCGAUGGCGGUGAGUGGCCGUCCCCAGAGAGGGAAGGGCCUCCCAGGGGGUGGGGAUGGUCCCCCCACUCUGUUUCCACGUCUUCCCCCAGCAAGAGCCCUGGGAGGCAGUUUUGCCCGUGGGUCUGGGGCAGUGGGGUCCAAACUUUUCCAAAGAGUUUGAUGAAGUGAAGGGCCAAACAAAGGAUUGAAAUUGGUGACCUUUGAAGGAUUUUACCCCACAGUUGGUUGUUGAGCUUUUUUUAAGUUGGUGAGGUUUAUUUUAGGAUUUUAGCCCAGGAAAUAAACUGCCACGGGGGCUGGAUUAGACCAACCGGUGGGCUGGAUUAGGCCCCCCCCGAAACAGACUUUGCCUGGGGGCAUUCCCACAGACACACAGAUUUACUGAUAUGACACCCUUUCCAUGGUUAAAAGGUGGCUCUGCGUGGGGAGAAAACAGCACCCGGAGCUUUGGAGUGGGGUGGGGAAUCUGGGGGGCUGGGACCAGGAAGAAUGCAGCCUCUGUGACUUUGUCCCCCCCCCCAUCUCCCCCCUGCAGCUCAUGGGCGGCAUUGGGAUCAUCCAUCACAACUGCACCCCGGAAUUCCAGGCCAACGAGGUCCGGAAAGUCAAGGUGAGCGCCCGGAUUUGGGGCUGGCGAAGGGCUCCGUAUUGGGGUGGGGACAGAGCCGCGAGGCCGGCCCCGGGGUUACUUGGGGGAGCAGGCCCACUCCUCCCCCCUGGCUGGCCGAAAAAGCAAGGAAGGGUUUGUAAGAUGAUGCCUAUCAGGGAGGAAGUGGGCAGCAGGGGAAAGUUUUCUCACGCUCUCUUUUUAAAAUUAGGUUUUAUAAUUUUAUAUUCAACACAAUCAUCAUAAACACAAUUUAAAAAUUCACCAACCUCCUUUUCUGAUUCUUUAAAUAUUUGCUCCUUCUGCUUAUUUUGUUUACCUUGAUUUUAAAAAUCUUCCAACUAAAUAUUCUUAUAUCCUUACCAUUUUUAUACUAUAUCUUUCCAAAUUACUUCUUACGUUUUGUUGUUUUCCCAUUCAUUGCUCCUUGACUUGCACACUUCCCCUCUUAAUUGUAAGUGUUUACUCAAACCCCGCUAGUGAGGGUUUCUUUACAGUAUUCCUGCAAGCACAUCGUAAACAGUUCCCAGUCUUCUAAAAAGUCUUUAUUUUCCUUGCCUCUGAGUUUUCCCAUAAGCUUCGCCAUUUUGGCGUAGUCCACAAGUUUCGCUUGCCAUUCUUCUUUCGCUGGCAUCUUGCCAUCCUCCCAUUUCUGGCUAGUAAAAUCCUAGCCACUCUCUUAAAACGCCAGAAUUUGCAGGCUUCCGAUGUAUCUGAGGGCUGGAAGGUUCAGGGCAGGUAAAAGAAAGCCCUUUUUCGCGGAGCAGAGUUGAACUGCGGAACUCCUUGCUGAAGGAUGGCUUUAAAAGAGGACUGGACACAUUUAUGGAGGAAGGCAGGGUGGGCUUGAGGUGUUUCCUGGUGCCACCCCAGUUUAUCCCAGAUUGCAGGAGAUUCUCCUGGCACAGGAAUUGGCAAGGUUUACGAUACGAUACGAUAAUCUUUAUUGUCAUUGUCCCAUACAGAACAACGAAAUUGGAAAAGAAAAAUCUACAUAAGACAUUCAAAACCAACAAGCCUGCUAUCCCAGCUAUCCCAACCUGGUUAGCCCCCUAAAAACUCUGAUACCCCAUUUUUAAAUACAGUAUACUCCCAUAGAUAAAGGUAAAGGGACCCCUGACCAUUAGGUCCAGUCGUGACCGACUCUGGGGUUGCGGCGCUCAUCUCGCUUUAUUGGCCAAGGGAGCCAGUGUACAGCUUCCGGGUCAUGUGGCCAGCAGGACUAAGCCGCUUCUGGCGAACCAGAGCAGCGCACGGAAACGCCGUUUACCUUUCCGCCAGAGCGCUACCUAUUUAUCUACGUGCACUUUGAUGUGCUUUCGAACUGCUAGGUUGGCAGGAGCAGGGACCAAGUAACGGGAGCUCACCCUGUCGCGGGGAUUCGAACUGCCAACCUCCUGAUCGGGCAAGCCCUAGACUCUGUGGUUUAACCCUCAGCGCCACCCCCGUCUAAAGACUACCUUGCACUGUGUUUAAAAUCAAAAUUGCAUUUGGAUAGAAACUGUUUCUCAGGUGGCUAGUCCUAGUCUUUAUAACUCUAUACCUUCUUCCAGAAGGCAGAAGCUGAAAGAGAUCAUUUCCGGGGUGCUCACUAUCCUGCGCUAUCUCUGCAGCUUUCUUCUGGCACCUGGAAGCAUAGAUUUGAUCCAAGGUGGGAAGAGUGCGCCCAAUUAUUCUCUCCUCUCUCUGCAGAAAUUUGAGCAGGGCUUCAUCACGGACCCGGUGGUGCUGAGCCCUGCGCACACGGUGGGCGACGUCUUCGAGGCCAAGAUCCGGCACGGCUUCUCGGGUAUCCCGGUCACCGAGACGGGCAAGAUGGGCAGCAAGCUGGUGGGCAUCGUCACCUCCCGGGACAUCGACUUCCUUUCCGAGAAGGAUUACAGCAUCGCGCUCAGCGAGGUAGGACCCGCGGCGCCCGCCUCCCUUGGCAGCAGCCAAGACGGAAGGGAAGGAACGGGCAUAGAGCUGGGAGGGAACCGCAGGGGUCAUCCAGUCCAACCCUCUGCAAUGUGGGUCUGGGGGAAAGAGGGCACAGCUGCCGAAAAAAGGCUCUCUCUUGAAUUUCUGCCACUGCCGCUCACGUCCGCCUUGAAUUCGUGGGAUGGUCUCCCGUCUCCUGCCCAAUUCAAAUGCCACCCCUUGUGCCUUCCUCCAUCCUCUGAGAAGAUUCAGGAAAGAGAAAGAAAGUCUUUCUUCAUAAUAUUAAUAUUAGAAUACUAAUUUAUUAUUUGUACCUCAGCCAUCUGACUAGCCAUUUGGGUGGCUUCCCACAAAAUAUUAAAAACACAAUAAAACAUCAGGCAUUAAAAGCUUCCCUAAACAGGGUUGCCUUCAGAUAUCUUCUAAAGUCAGAUAGCUGUUUAUUUCCUUGACAUCUAGUGGGAGGGCGUUCCACAGGGCAAGUGCCACCACCAAGAAGGCCCUCUGCCUGGUUCCCUGUAGUUUCAUGUCUCACAGUGAGGGAACCACCAGAAGGCCCUCGGACCUGGACCUCAGGAUCCAGGCUGAGCGAUGGGGGUGGAGACACUCCUUCAGGUCUACUGGGCUGAGGCCAUUUAGGGCUUUCAAGGUCAGCACCAACCCUUUGAAUUGUACUCAGAAACGGACUGGGAGCCAGUGUAGGUCUUUCAGGACGGGUGUUAUGUGGUCCCGGCGAACGCUCCCAGUCCCCAGUCUGGCUGCCACAUUCUGAAUCAUAGAAUCAUAGAAUCCUAGAGUUGGAAGAGACCCCAAGGGCCAUCGAGUCCAACCCCCUGCCAAGCAGGAAACACCAUCAGAGCACUCCUGACAUAUGGUUGUCAAGCCUCUGCUUAAAGACCUCCAAAGAAGGAGACUCCACCACACUCCUUGGCAGCAAAUUCCACUGUCAAACAGCUCUUACUGUCAGGAAGUUCUUCCUAAUGUUUAGGUGGAAUCUUCUUUCUUGUAGUUUGGAUCCAUUGCUCCGUGUCCGCUUCUCUGGAGCAGCAGAAAACAACCUUUCUCCCUCCUCUAUGUGACAUCCUUUUAUAUAUUUGAACAUGGCUAUCAUAUUAGUUGCAGUGUGUUGGGAGAUGCAUAGGGAAGUUUCUCAAACUAUACCUGGAAUGGAGGCACGGCACAUAGUCCAACUGUGGAAUUCCCUCCCACUUGAGGCCGUGAGGGCCACCAGCCGAGAGGCCUUGAGAGGAAGGUCAGGCAUGAUCACUUUGACAUGCUUUCGAACUGCUAGGUUGGCAGGAGCAGGGACCAAGCAACGGGAGCUCACCCCGUCGCGGGGAUUUGAACCGCCAACCUUCGGAUCGGCAAGCCCAAGAGGCUCUGUGGUUUAGAUCACAGUGCCACCCGCAUCCAGGAGGUCUAGAGGCACCCCCAAAAUGCCCGGUCCCAGUUUUCCUGGGGUGGCCAAACUGGCUCUGUGUGUGUUUGGGGCCAGUUCACCCGAGUCUGCCCCCUUUCCUGCCCCCCACGCAGGUCAUGACGAAGCGCAAUGACCUGGUGGUGGCCCCUGCCGGAGUCACGCUGAAAGAAGCCAACGAGAUCCUUCAGAGGAGCAAAAAGGUAUGCGGGGGGUGGGGGUAACCCUUUCCCCCCAUGGACCCCUAAGACUGGCGUUGCUCUGCCCUCCUCAGCUGGAGCCGGUAAUCUAGGCCGGUUCCGCUUCAGGAAUUAGAGCAGAACCUCCACCCCCUGGGGCAGUCUACCUUUGGAUACCAGGCGGUGGGGAGCCAGAGUCAGGCCCACUUGCGGUUCUCCCCCCUGGUUGGCCGCUGCCAGAGCAGGGUGCUGGGCGGUUUUUUUAUAUAUAAUAUUUUUUAUUAAUUUUAACAUAUAAAUUAUAAAAUGUACCACAAAACUUAUCACUUAUACAAUCUUUUUGGACUUCCAUCAGCACCUCUGAUGAUCCACCGUUUCACCACUUCUUAUGCAUUUCUUAACUUUAUAUUGCCUUUACAUCUCUUAACAAAUCAUCCUCCCCUUGUCCAUUUUUACAAUACUUCCAAUAAUACUCCUCACAAAACUUCUUGCAACCCUACAAACGUCAUCUGUUCUUCACAAAUACUUUUCAAAUAGCCCAUAAAUUUACUCCAGUCUUCCGUGAAUUUCUGGUUUUGCCGGUUUCAAAUCCUUCCUUUUAGUUUAUCUAAUUCUGCAUAGUCCAUUAACUUCACCCUCCAUUCUUCAAUCGUCGGUAACUCUUCUUGGUUCCAUUUUUGGCCAAUGAUAUUCUUGCUGCUGUUAUUGCAUAUAAGAAGAGCUUAAAUUCCUUUCUAUUUAUGUCACUCCCCACAAUGCCCAAUAAAAAUGCUUCUUUAUAGAUGUAUAUUUCAACAUUUUUUUCAACUCCUUAUAUAUCAUCUCCCAGAAGCAUUUCACCUUUUUGCAUUCCCACCACAUGUGAUAAAAUGUUCCCUCUUUUUCUGGGUGCUGGGCGGUUUUGGGCCCCCUUGGGCCCGAUCCAGCCGCCAGGCUCUCAGCUGCCCUGCCUCCCUCUGCCCUCCUCCGCGCAGGGAAGCUGCCAAUCGUGA
This is a messenger RNA of Podarcis lilfordi (Lilford's wall lizard), 44798 nucleotides long. The record is from the annotation of a GenBank genome assembly. Lineage: Eukaryota; Metazoa; Chordata; Lepidosauria; Squamata; Lacertidae.